Porites lobata is the source of this 78326-nucleotide messenger RNA. The record is from the annotation of a GenBank genome assembly. Lineage: Eukaryota; Metazoa; Cnidaria; Anthozoa; Scleractinia; Poritidae.
AUGAAAUGCUUGCAUUGUGAGAGCGAUGCCCUUGAAGAGGGGCAAGAACGAAGGUUCAAAUGCUUGAAAUGUGGCAGUGUUAUGGUCUUGCGCUUAUUUGCAGAAGAAACGACAUCACCUCUACCAGCUUCAGAGAAGUCGACAGACCCGAUUGCAGACUCCACUCAAAAAGGUCAGAACGUUGUAAAUAAUGGAAGAAAUGAUUCAGUCGGUGGGUUACCAGUCAGCUUAUGGAUCAAUGGAUAUUAGAAAUGCGGUUCACGGUUAAUGUAGGCCGUGGAUUUUCUUCCCUUGCUUUUUGCAUUGCCGAUUUCCGGGGUUGACCGAUAUACACAAUCUAGAUCUGUCAUUAUGACGCCAGCCUUUCUGCUCGUAUGAACGUUUUCAAAUCACUAUCUGUCCGAUAUGCAUUUGUCUCAUAUUUAGAUUUCUUUUUACACGAAGAUAAAGCCACCCAGGCUAGGGAUUUAGGGUUAGGAGACAAGGAAUAUAGAUGUUUGCAUUAAUUUUUCAUCAAAACCCGUAACCAGCAGGUAGCCACAACCUAUAACUUGUUUCGGGCUGGAAAAGUUAAACUUCAAGGUUGAAAAAGUAACCAUUUUGGCUGUUUUGUUGUUUCGAUGGUUAACAAUAAAAUACAAGAAUUUAAACUUUAAACGAGCUGAGCUAAUUAAUACAUAACCGUAAGCUUAUUAAACCGGCAAAACUUUACAGUACAGAGUUCAGAUUGAAAGCGGACUAAUAUAAGAAAGUUCUCCAUCAGUUUCCAAGGUCCUAAAUUUUUUAACUCUCUUAGUUUUGAAAUUGGAAAUACAACAAGUACCGCUUCCUUUUGCUGUAAGCUGGAAGCAUUCCUCUUAUCAUAAAUAGUAAUUUAUAUAUAUAUAUAUGUGUGUGUGUGUGUGUAUAUAUAUAUUUAUUUUACCUUUGCUCUUUUAUUUUCAUUUUUUUUCUUUUCUUUUUGUCAUUUCGCUUUUUUUAGCCUAGAACUAUGAUUAGUACGACUAUCUAAUAUUUAACAAUUAAUGAAUGAGGCUGAGUAUCUUAUGAAGAAUUAUGGAGAUCGAGGAGAGUGUACGGCCUCGACGGAUAACACCCUCCGAGAUCUCCAUAAUUCUUCGUAUGAUACGAAAGCCGAAUUCAAUAAUUGUUUUAUUAUUCAUUCAAAAUAAUUCCUACUUUAUAAACAUGGCCAAAACAUGCUAACCUCCAUCGAUCCGUCGAUGUUAAGUUCAUCUUCGAUAGUGCACGUUUAGGUUUGUCCAGCUCCCCAAAUAUUCUCCAAAUAGCAGAGGUCGCCCUCCGAGUUGUCUUCUUGCUGUUCUUGCCAUGUUUUUAGCUAUGUUUUUGCCUAGUUCUUACUCUUGAAACGAGUGAAAUGACUGCCAUUUUCAAGUUCACAAUCAAAACAACUCAACCUCCUGCCCAGGUCUUCUCGGUUAACGGUGCCUUAACCUGCGAAAACGCUGCAUUUUUGACGUCAUUUCCUCGUUAAACAAAAAAUUCUUCCAAAUUUGGUCAUCAGUAACUGGUUAUGGUGAAUUAAAUGAGUGCUUUUAGCCAAUCAGAAUCGGGAAAAUAUUUUGAAUGAAUAAUAAAUUUAUUUUAAGAUUUACUGUAGCUCUGCCAUUGAUUUUCCAAUGUGUAAUUAAUUGAUAAUAUUUUGUUCUAAUUAUCUAACUGAGGGAGCCUUAUAAGCCCAGUGGCUUCCCUUGGGCUUCCUUGCCAUGGGAGUUUAAAUACCGGUAAUUAGAUUUUUUUUUUUGCUUUGUAUAAUCUUAUGGCAAACAAAACAAUAAACAAUAAUAAGCAAUCAAUAUUAUGCAUCAUGAUGAAUUUAAUGAUGUUGCAUGGUCCCGUUCAUCAAUUGGCUGUUUAGCUUUAUGUCUGUCGUGUCCUUGGUCUAAAUUUAAUUUACACGACUACUUUAAUUUAUUAUGAUCAAUGUAGUUUAUCAUAACCAAGCCAGUCACUUGACUCCUAAAGCUAAAAAGGUUGUCUGUUGAAAUUACAGCUUACUGUAGUGUUUUUGUGCAAUAAAAUACACUGCCGUUAGUUGAUUUUUGGAGUUGUUAAAUCAAAAUUGAACAUAAUUAUGUAUAUGGUGAUGAUGAUAAUUUUUAUAAUGAUCGAUAAUAAUGAUAAUCAUAAAGCAGAGAAUUUGAUUAAGGAGAGUAUGAGAUCACAAAGAUAAAAGUACUGAAUAUCUACGGAAACUCAGAUCCUACAAUAGGACUUUCUAAUUAGAGAGUUUAAUUGAAGAGAAAGCAGCCUGGCCGGGCUGGAAGACACUCUCUGGUUAAUUUUUUUUUUUUAAUGAUUUUUUUUUUGUUAAUGAUGCACAAAAGUUUGCAGAGGAGCUAGGGAUGGAUCUAAAACUACAGCAUCUGGUCACACUGGGGAAGGCAAGAAAUGAGUGGGAAAUGGCAGGGUAAACGAAUAUAAUUUAAGUUAGUCUAGGCGAGCAACAGAAAUAGCGAGCAGUAAGUAUGAGCAUCGACUCUGUAUUUUUUUGUUCUGAUUUUUAUAAUGACAAUGUUUGACUUCAAGACCUGGCGUGACACCAAUAAUGUUAAAAGAAAGAGACCGUGGACAUUAAUCCUCUCAUAGUCCUGUCAUAUACGUCUCAUGUUGCAAACUUGGAUGUGGCCCUUGGUCAAAGAAAACUCUUAGCCAAAGCAAUGAGACAGCUGCGAAAGGACUCUGAACUGGCCUGUGGCCACUACCUUGAAGCUAGGCAGUGCAGAUUCUACACCUGUAACAACAAAGUCCUUGCAAAAGAUGGACGGCUCGACGAAAUGCUAAAAAAGACAGAAGGAAUAGGUGCAUUGGAUGUCCCUUUACUGGCACUGGGAGUGACCAAGAGCACUAAAGCUGGCUUAGACAACGACCCACAGGUCUUCUUGGGAACCACUUUGAGCCACUUAUUCUGUUUAUAGAUAUAUCAAUUUUACAAGUAAUAUAAUUUUACAAUAAUUUUGCAUGCGUUAUGAUGGACGCUUAAAGUGAUAUUUUACAUUUCUAAACAAUUAUUGUUAAUAAACUAUCAUUACCUUUUUUAGAAAAAAAAACAAAGGUUGGUCAUGGUUCGCUGCCUAGCCUUUGUGAUUUUUAGUUGGACCUAGCAUCCAGACAUUUCAAACUGCCCAAAUUGUAAAUAAUAAUAAAAAUAUAUGAUAGUAAUAAAAAUAAUAAUAAUAAUAUAAUAAUAAUAAUGAAAAAAAUAUAAUAUUAUGUAUGCAUAUAUGCAAACAUGCCCGUAUGUAUACACACUUGUAAGUGCAGCGUAUGUUUCUUUGUUAGCUUUAAUGUGUUUUUGGCACCCUCUUUAAAUAGAUGAAGGAGAAAGGCAAAGGAAAAGGAAGGGUGAGGACCCAGAUAAGCCAGCAAAGCGAACAUCCUUUUGUGCUGAGGAUGAACCCAACUCACCUGAGCUCACAGAAGGAGCAGCGACUGCCUUAAAAAAUCUUAAUCUUCCAAAGGAGGCAGAUGAACAACAGAUGGAAGGUCUAUAUGAAGGUAGUGAGCUUGGAGGAUAUAUAGAACCACCCAAUGAUGGCAGCAUUGACUCAGACCGAAACCAACAAGAACAAACUAAUGACCAUCCUGCAGGUACGUGUAGACUCACUAGGCCAAGUGAAUUUCUCGGUGGUUCUAUUAACUUUGCAUUCAUCUUACUGAUUUUAAUGUUAAUGGGGGCCAGAUGUGGACAUAAAAACUUACUUCCGAAUUGGCAUCUGUUCCAAAGACCUCAUGAAAUAUGCCUUGAAACUGAGAAGAAUUUGCUAGCUUCUGUGAAUUCCAUAAGCUUGCAUGAAGACGGCUUCUAUUUCCUGCGCUUCACAUGAAAAAAGGAAAAAUAUGCAGAAUUAGGUUGGGUGAUGAUAGCUUUCUUGACUCUGAUCUAUGCAACAGGAAUGGAUUUAAACACUGCUAUUGUUCAUUACAAAGGAUUAUGGACUUCUAUAGAAACAGGUGCAUAACUGAUGAAUUUUUCUCUCUUUUUCGAGAGAUUCGUUUGUAGUGGUUUCAUCAGAAGAAGCUUUCCCUGGGGACAAAGUCCUUCAUUUACAAACAUCAUUCUACUGGAGCAUGCUGCUGUGCAUUAUGGUCUAAAUUAAUUGAUUCAGAAUUAUAUAAUAGAGGCUUCCUGUAGAUGCUAAUUCUGAAGUGGCUGUUUGGUUCUCUUGAGAAUGCAUUUAAGAUGACAGACAGGCAGUCAGUACAUAAUAUGCACAUUAUAUUUUUAAUCCUCUGUUUAAUUGGUCCUGGUGGAUUGGAGUAAGUUAUGACAGACCCGUUUAGUGUUUUCUUUUUUGGAGAUGGUACUGUAUCAGAUCACUUCCCUAAAAUGUAAUUGGAUUUACGUCAUUAUGUACAGAAUAAUUAAUUUACAUAAUGAUAACAAAAUGUGUUGUAUAUGUAUACUGUAUGCAAGCAUGCAUUGCAUGUAUUACUCGCAACAUAUUUGUUUGUCUGCUCUUAUAUGUUUUUGUCACCCUCUCUAAAUAGAUGAGGAAGAUAGGCAAAGGAAAAGGAAGGGUGAGGACCCAGAUAAGCCAGCAAAGCGAACAUCCUUUUGUGCUGAGGAUGAACCCAACUCACCCGAGCUCACAGAAGGAGCAGCAGCUGCCUUACAAAAUCUUAAUCUGUUAAGGGAAGCAGAUGAACAACAGGGGGGAGUCCCACAUGAAGCUAGUGAAGGAUGUGUUAAAGCACCCACUGAUGCCAGUGUUGAUUCAGAGCAAAACCAAAAAGAAGCAACUAAUGACCAGCCAUCAGGUAGACUAAGUGAAACCUCUAAUUAUCUUACUGGUUUUAUCUAUGGCGUCCAGAUGUGGAUUUAAUUUUUUUUCAGGUACACUGUCCAGUCCAUUAGCAACUCAUUAAAUUUGCUUUGAUUGAUCGAGGAAAAAUUCAUAGCUUGCUUAGUAUAAAUUAAAGUGUAACAUAUGCCUUGCAAAUUGCGUGCAGCUUAUUAUAUAAAUAACUUGUCCUAUACAAGAAGAGACUAUGUUUUAUUUCUCAAGUUAAAGUAGCCACAUUUAAUACCUAAGAACAGCAAGCAAUGUUACAAAUAGGCUUCAAAAUACGAAACUUGUGUUUGUCCAUCAAAGUUCACUUUAAUUAUCUAGGGGUUGUUUUUUGGUUGAAACUAUCAAGCUUUCCUAGCGGCCGACAACUCUGCAACCUUUGUAUCUUUUUAAAAACUUUUAUGAAAUAUAUCAUUUACAAACAAAAUUUCAGUAAUUAGCAAGUAUUGAAGCAGCACUGUUUUGUCCGAGUCCAAUUUGUAAUCUGCCCUCAAAUGUCUGUCAUGAGGGGUUGGUAGGUCUUCCAUGGGGUCACUGUAGGGUGUCGUGGAAUAUCGUGCAGUAAAAACCGUGUUGGUUGUUCCGUGAACGUCUUUCCAAGGACCUGGUAAAUGCAGGUGAGAGAUCAAGAUGGUGCAAAGUACUGGGCAGGCCAGCUAAUGGGCAUCCAUUUCAAUGUUCGAAAUUUUGGCUCACCACUUGAGGUUGGAAGAUUUUUGAAGCUGAUUGGGUUAGGUGGUUGAGCUGUUUUUUAUGGUAUUGAUGUACCUUCCAGGUUUCACAUGCAUUCCGCCCUACUGUCUUGCGUUCUGUCUUGUGCACAACUGUCUUCCGUACUUAUUCUCUCUACGCUUCUGCCUUUGCUGUUUGAAAGGCUGGUUUGUAAACAGUCCAAAAAUAUGAUUUCAAAGGUUCUAUUUUGGGGCAAUGUGCUUCAAAAGUACUUAUAAAUGUACAGGGCCAUUGACCGUGCUUUUGGGCUCAAUGUACCGAACCUCAGUCUUCUUAGUGCUGACAACGGCAGAAUGAGUCGGACGUUUAUACAGGCAGCGGAGAAUUUGUCAAUACAACAUUGCCUGAGUGUAGAUUAAUUGUUGCUACGGCUAUUAUAACCCACAGCUGCCCGUUCAUUUUUUGUCCGUUGCUACAGGAUUUGAAAACUCGAGAUGGGUUGGAAAAAUGAGUAUGAAGUGACUUGCGCGGUGACUAAUGGAUUAACGUAAGAAAGCGUUGCACAGUUGGUUGUCCUUAUCCACUCGUUUAAAACUCAUCUGUAUCCAGCAGCAAGGCAGGGCAGUGCUGCGCGGGGUCGGAGUUGGGCACAACGAAUGACCACGAUACUAGCGCUUAAUGCGCUCUGCAAUGCAUUUCUGAGAAUCGCCUCUCCCCCACUUGCCUAGGGUAGAACAUAUUAGGCUUGAGGAGGGAAACAGUUGCCUUAGGGCCAAGGGGGGGAGGGGUAUUCCGGAUUUCAUGUAACAGGGAUAAUCGAAUGGGGGCAAAAAUCAAAAACCCCUAGGGCUUCCAACAAAAUCCAGUAAAAUCCUUGGACCAAAAAAUAACCCCCCAAAAAUCCUACGCCAAAUUUUCGAGCCUUAAAAUUUUUCAGAAAGCAGUAAAUGAUGUAACACGAAAAGUUUGGUUGUACUGUAUUCGCAGAACUACGUGGACGCGAUACGCCGCGUCCCUACCACGAAUCUUCAGAUGGUUUUGAAUACCCCCCAAAAAUCCCUACUUAAAUAAAGCCACCCAAAAACAUACUUGCCAAGUUUUCCUGCUAAAAAAAUUCCGGAAUUGAAAAUUUCGAACCCAAAAAAUCCUUCCAUCAUCCCCUUCCCUUGAAGUCCAGAGUACCCCCCUGGUCCUCAGGGUAGGUCUAGUCACAGGUAUAAGCCUAUCCAUCAUUAGGCACUGCAGCCCCUUGUGGGUAGUCGUAUUCUUAAGCUCUCUAUUACUGCUUGUUAUUUGUGCAUGUUGACGUAUCGCCCGUGUUUUGAAAUUCAUUUCUCCUGACCUAAAUGGAACCAUACAAGAUGAUGACAACAACAAAGUGGUACCUGGAUCUUCCAAAGUUGGCGAUGGUCCCAUAGAUGCAGAUCCUGCUCCGGUCAAGACGGGUGACGGCGACGCUAAGGAUCAGUCAGAGGAGAGCGAUGCUAUAGAAGGUUCUAAACAACAAGGAGGUGUUCGUUCUCAAAAGGAUGGGGAUGCUAAUGAUGACAGCGAUGAAAACGAAUCAGACCAGGAGGUAAUGUCGUGUUAACUAGACUUGCCAGGUUAAAUACUUACAGUCUAGUGCUACGGUGAUUUGGCCUCAGACUCAAAUAACUGGAAGUUUAUUAUGUUUUGUUAUGUACAAAAGAGGGGAAAUCUUGAAUUUAAGGAACUAGUCCAGGCAGCCCAAGCUCUAAAUAUGUGCGUCCGCCUACGUUAUGGUUAUAAGUAAAUUUCAGUGAUUAAUACAUCGAAAAAAAGUGACCUAACGUAGUUCUGUUUCUUUGCCGACGUUUGCCCCGUGUGUGGUUUUUUUGGUUAAUAAAACCGGGUUUAUUGGUCUACUGAUUUUUUCUGUGCACAUAUUUCCAUCUUCGCCACCUGUGUUGGUAAAGGAAAUGGUUAUAUCAGGGGCAUCAAACUAUCACAAACAAAAUCUCAUUUGCAUGUGCGAGAAGAGGUACCAAUCCACGUAAUUUUAGCUCAAGUUCCUUCACUUAUUACACUGUGUUUAGCCUGCGUAGCAAGCGCCGGUCAUGUCGCGUCCUCGUGAUUUCUUCCCAUGCCCUAAAAAGUGGCGCCCCCAGCCUGUUACGCAGGCUAUUUAUUACUACGAUGCUCUUGUUAAUAAUAUAAAUUUCAUUUAGGAUAAUAUUUUGUAUAGAUUUGCUAGCAUACUAGACAAUCAUUUGCAUAACUACAAAAACAACAACAAAAACAACAACAAAACAGCAUGAGCAAAAGAAAGUAAGAAAGACACCUUUCCUGACCGGUAAUUUGCAUUUGUUUUCCAUUAGGAGGUCGUUUCGGACCCCAAAAAAGAAGUGGGACUACAACCAACUUCAACAAACAAUAAGAAUAAAGGAAGGAAACAAAGGAAAAGGGAGAAAAAGAAAGAGAAGAAAAAGAAGAAAGAAGAAGAAAAACGACUAGCAGCGCAGUGAGUACUUCCUUCAGUUCAAAUCACUUUAUUUUGGAAAUUUCAAUUUUACAGCAUAGAAAACAAACAAACGGACAAUAACGAGAAAUUUCGUCCGUUUGCUACAUGAACUUAUUACUACCGCGUAUAGAUACAUGUACAACUUUGCCUUCACUUUCGGAUUAUACCAACUGCUUUCUUCCUCUUAAGGGACAACGACGACGGUAGUAACUUCGCUAAAAAAAUAGAUAAGCGUCCUUUAAAACUUUAUCGCGUUUAUCUGGUCUCUUUUUAUUUGUCAAAUGUCGGCGAAUUCUCCUGGAGUUGAACUCGUAAGAACUUAGUUUAGUUUAAAAAAGAGCCUGGUCCAGUUCGUCGUCGUAUGUUCACGUCCUACAUUAAACGUUGAAUUAGGAGGUGUCAAAGACGUCAAAGAAAUGUACUGAAAAGCGUGAUGCACGUAAAGAGCUGUUGUUUUGCUCAUAAAACCUAUUGUUUGUUCACAAUGUCGUCUUAGGGGUUGAUGACUCGAACCAGGGCAGUGACCUGGUUUGCCUGCAUGGUCCUGUUGUGCGUUUUACCACGGACGUUCAAACCUGUCUUGCAACAAAUAAGGUUGCAAGGUUUUUUUUUUCCGUGGGUGGUAAAACGCGCUACAUCGCUAUUCAACUCGUUUCGGGGCAAUGUUGCAAAAGGAGUUGCACGUUUUUUGUUGCCCGUUUUACCGUGCCUUUAGACCUAUUGAUUUUUUUGCCGUUCUCGUUACCGUCACCGUUUAGCAUAACACAAUUUUGUUUUUUGUUUGAGUAACCAAUAAGUAUAUUAACGAGACCUUUGCUUUUAGCCCUUACUACCUCACCUAAGCGAAUCACCUCACCUACCUGAGGUCCCCCACCUCCAUGUAAACAGGCCCUUAUUGUUGCUUAAUAAGCCAAAAUUGCACGUCCAGCACCCUUUUUUGUACAUUUCUUUGCUGUUGUUUCGCAGACUACAAGGUGAAACUUCCUAGUUACACAGGACGAUUCGCAACGACGUUUUUUUGCAACAUUGGUGCUUGGGGAAAUACUAUCUCAGCUAUUUUGGUUUGAUGGUUAAAUAAACUUGUGGCCGGUCUUGUUUUGACAGGAAGCAAUUACAAGAAAGUGGUGCCUCCAAAGGAGCGUCGGCACAAAACGCAGUCAAGAAAAAUGAAAAAAACCAACCCAGCAGCAAUAAGCAAACUCAAGGCCAACAGUCAAAAAACAAGGAAGAAAAUGAUAAUCGCACAAGUGAUAGAGAUGAUCAAGAUAAUACAGACAACACCGAAUAUUUUUCUAGAAACAAGAAGAGUAAAAUGAUGGUCUUUUUUCAUGCUGUUCUUGCCCCUAACUUCAAGUUUGAUGCUCAGCAAGGUGACAGAAUCUUCAUGAGGUUUGGUGGCCCUGUCUUUGGAGAUUUCAAUACUGAUGUUGUUGAAGUGUAUCCCGAAAGGUACAGUAAAUGUCGUUAGGUAUUUAAAAAGGAUGCUUUAGUGAAUAUAUGCAACUGAAACAACACAACUGUGCUCUUUAUGGCCCGAGUACCUCAGCAGGGUCGAGGUGAUAUUACUUUAAGUCAUAUGUUAGUUUUAAUUAUUGUAUUGUUUCAAAAGUUCCUUCGAUCUUUAUUAUUCGUUUUACUUGCCUCAAGUUCAUGUUGUGCCGAAAAUCCAAAUUCUGUUGUACCGCUAUAUUCUGUGAAAACAGUUGUUAACGUGAUUCUUGGUCUGAGUAUUGUCUAUUGUCGUCGCAGCCAAGUUACGUUACUGAAGUAGUAUCCAACAUUUUUAAAUGACAACAAGGAGUUAAAACUCCUUAAGCCUGGUUUCCAUGUCAUCGCCCAGAUCUUUCCUAGUUCCCAGCCCUCAAAAAGUUCGCUUCGCAUUGAACGCUUUUCGGAUGAGUUACGUUUCGGAUCGGUCAAGUUCAACGUAGAACUGAGGUUUGCGGUCAAACGUCUGAGGUGUUUUAGUUUGUAUUACUUUAUGAGGCAUUACGUGGAAACCCUGGGGAGAAUUUUAACAAUAACAAGUUAAUGUAACUUUCUUCGAAGUUUUGUCAAAAUAGUUGGCUUCCUUUUGUUGAAAGCACUUCACGCUCCUUUAAAGUCAUGUGAACAAACAACGCCAAAAGUAUCAGCAGUUUCAAAACGUUUAGUGAACUAAAAGAGUGUUGGCAGCAUAUAAUUCAUUGAACUGAGUGAGAGUAACAACCUUAGCUUAGAAGUACUUUGCUUGACUUUGCAAAUUUCUCUCGUUUCCCCGGCCUUUUGGGUAGGUUAUGUCUUCAAAAUGGAUUAACCGUGUGGGCCGGUGGAAAGCGGUAAAGGAAAUAGGCAAGUCCGUGUCGUCCGGAUCGCCUCGACUUCUUGUGCGAUUGAGACGAUCCAGACGGCUAUAUAGCAUAAAGUUUGGUUAUUUAUUGGAAUUUCAAGAGGAAUUAAGAAGUUAACAAGAUUCUAUUUAACUGUAGUCCUUUAGAAAAUGAUUUCAUCCUGGUUGGAGCACAGCUGCAGUUACCAGUUGAGUACGCUUCUCGCACACUCCGUUACAAGUACGUUGUAAGGAAGGAAAACAGAAAAGACAAGCAUAUGUGGGAACACUUAGACGGGUUUGGAGUGAAAUGCAACAGAUCCCUUCAAAUUCCAAAGGCCAGGCGUGAGUCAGGAGGUAAUUAUUGUUUUUUUAAACCUUUUCUUGUGUUGAAGUGUCCUUAACAAGUUGAAUUUUUUCUAAUGACUAUUUAUACAUUUUUUAAAAGAAAAACUAUCAACGAAAACUAAAACCUGCAAAAAUAGAGGACAGUAGAACAGACAACCGACGCCGAAUAAGACCACAAAACAUGGCUCUGAGAAUAAAACAAAAAUUAAUUUAUGCUGGCAAGAGGAAAUUGUUUUUCUCCCCGUACGAAUCCUCAUGUUUCGAGGGUGGUGCAAUAGUGCCAACGCUCAUAUUACACAAUUUGUUAUAGUGGAAUGUAUAUCAACUCACCAAACGUUGCUGCAAAGUGAAGACUCGAACCCAGAAUUCCAUCAUAAACUGGCUUACCGUAGAGCGAAUACGGACGAUUGCUGAAAAAUGUUAUAGCCUGCGAGAGAGCCCACUAUUUCGAUUUGCGAGUAGGCGAGCCACGAGGGAACGCACGAGCGAGGAGUGGAGAAGAGGAGAGCCCUUCCUUUCUUUUCUCGCCCCUUCCUCUAGAGUACCCUUUCGCGUACCGAUCGCGCGUGACUCUCUCAAUAUCCCCCAAAUGGAGAGCUUUAAUACUUGCAGGUUACGACUUUCAUCACUUUGAGAGAUGAUUGUAUCGGCAUAAUUCAGUUCAAGAAGUUCACGUUUGUUAUUGUAUCAAGCUUUUGCUUCUUUUACAAAUACAAGAGCUCACCAGUUCUAAAUUAAGUAAUCUCUCUUUAAAGGAAAAAUGACGCUCUCUGUUUUUCAGCUGUUUGGCACCAGUAUGAUGAUGCUAUUUUUAGCCAACAAAGCCUUUUGCAAAAAUUUUGGAACAAAUCGGACCCUCUUGAAGGCAGAAACAUUGCGACGAGGGCAAUGUUGCCUCUUUGGGAAGGAUUCACAGUAGGCCAAACAACCACAACUAUGACUGCUUGGGAGGCAAUAACAGCUGUCGGAGAUUUAGCUCAUUGUAUGACUAAAACACAAGUGGAAGAUCUUGGCAACUGGAAAAGGAAUGUUCCGCUAUUGUAUGACUUCAGUGGAGUAUGUACUUACAUUAUUACAAGUGUAGCUAGCAAAGAUAAAAUUGAUUUCAGUUACGUCAAUCUUUUGUGCAACACUAAGAUGUCCCAGGAAUUGUUGUCAGUGAAUAAUAAGGGAGGACAGUAGUGGUAUUGCGGAUAGGUACAUGUUCAUGUUUAAUUGGUGAACGGCAUUAACCUUUUGAACUUAGUUACAUGUGUAUGUAAAGGGACCUACCAUAAUGAAAGGGAAGAGGGGAAGGUAGUGUUUCUGCUUUACUUGUACCCUUCUUUUUUCCGUUCGCAAUAUGUACCUCGUUUUCUUGUUGUUGGUGUUGUUUUUCUCUUUUAUAGCUGAUAUGUGUUUUCUUCAGAUUUUCUUGCUGUAUGCAUGUUUUUUUCAGGUUUUUUUUUUCAUGUUUGGAUUCUGUUUUGUUUUUUCCACCCGCCCACUAUUCACUCUUCUAAUGGUCCGGCCGUUAGGUCAGAAUGUGCUGUAUUGUAAAUCAGCUUUGGAAGCUAGAUUCAGUUUGUAUCGGUAAAAGAUCUCUUGAAAGUCCGCUAUUGGAACUGCCGUGGCCUUGGUUUCGAUAUGUGGUCUUUUAACUUUGAUCACUGAAGACAUCGAAGAGAAUUAGCUUUCUAGCUACCUGAAGCAGGGGUGAUUGUUUGUUGACCAGUUGGUGUUAGUGCUUUGUUUGUUUUUCUCUCGAUUAUCUCUUUCGCUCUUGUCCCUUUUAGCUUUUGAAGAAAUUCCUUCAACCGAAGAUUCACGAAAACGCCUCACUUCAGUCAGCCGUAGAAGAAAACAAAAAGAUUCGUCGCUUGGUUUCAUCGUUGGCAAUUGCUUACGUUAUUCAUACGCAUCACGUUGUGCUCGAUAGAGAGGAUUAUGCGAAGCUGUUUCCAUCUCUCAUCCUUGAGCGAGACCAGAAUGGACAAACUUGCACUCCCUAUGACAAACUUUUAACACACUUUCCUGGUGUGAAUUUGCCGUAAGUUUUUUUCUUUUAUCAAAAUUUUUAUAGAUCAAAAGAAUUAACUGGUGGAGGGGGGGGGGGGGUUAGAGCCAAUCAGAGACGGUAAAAUGUUUUGAAUGAAUAGUAAUGCAAUAUACAACAUUCACUUUUUUGACGUUUUGCUAUUUUUUCCAAAUGAUGCCCACCAUACAUACCACCAUGACUAGUGCAUUUCAGUGACAAUUUUAUUGCGUCUUUUACAUGUAAAACAUUGAAACUUAAAGUUCCUAAGUGUAGUGUAACGAUGUAUGCAGAUGAUCAUCAAGCUUAUACUUUCGGGGAAAGAUUCGAAGACGUUGAGAGUAUUUUGAACCAUGAGGGGAAGGAAAUUUCAAACUGGUAUAAGGACAAUCUACUCAUGUGUAAUCAUGAAAAAUUUCAGUCUCGGGUCGAAGCAUAAAAAUAAACAGAUGAAAAUUGAUGUUAUGAACAAUGAUAUUGAGAGUCACUCUGAAAUGAAAUUAUUGGGAGUGACCAUUGACGAGCAUUUGAAUUUUAGUAGGGAUAUUGGAGAGGUAUGUAAAAACGAAUCUAGGAAGGUUGGUGUUUUGAUGAGGCUUCGAAACAUGUUAACAACAUCUGCCAAACUUAAGAUUUUCAUUUCUUUCAUAAUGCCUCAAAUUACAUACUGUCAUACAUUGUGGCAUUUCUGUCGGGCGUCGGAUAGCAGAAAGAUGGAGCAAGUACAAGAGCGAGCGUUAAGAGCCGUCUACUGCGAUACGAGAAGUUCAUACGAUGAGCUCUUGAGAAAAGCUAAACUCACGAUACUAGGCUGUCGCCGAUUGCAGGAUAUAGCCAUAAUUAUGUAUAAGGCAAAGUACAAUAUAUGCCCUCCGUACAUAAAGGACAUUUUCAAGCUCGAUAAACCUCGCUAUGGGCUCAGAAAUUCUGGUGACUUUUUAUCCCUCGAUACAACCCAACAACUUACGGGAGACAUAGCCUAAGAUAUGUGGGUUCAGUAAUAUGGUCUAAAUUAAUCAAGGAUGUAAAAAACGCAGAAUCAAUUUACAGCUUUAAAAAGAAAAUUCGUAAGGUGGAUCUUGAAAAAGUAAUCACAGAGGGCUGUAAAAACUGCUUUCUAUGUUGUACAUAAAUUGACAUUUUCUAGACAAAAAGGACACCUCUUAAUCAAUAAGUAUUAUUUUAUAUGAUAAAUCCGAACACUUUUUAUCGAAGUUUUUUUUAGUAUGUUCGAGUUGUUUCAGAGAUAUACAAAAAAGCGCCAGAAGUCCAAAUUCUGAAUUAAAUUGCACUUAGACAGGUGGUGAAAAAACGGGUUAGUUUUCAAGAUCGCCAGGACGAAAAUGCACCAAAAUUUCCUAGCAUCGAAAUAUGAUAUUAAACAGCAUUCUGACGCUACUUAAGAAUAAUUUGAGUCAUUUAUAACGCUUUUAUUAAAUAAUCUAUCACAGCUAUUGAAAAUUUAAGGUCUGAAAUAUAUUUUCGUUUUAGUCGAAUUCAAACAUACAGAAUUUUUUACUUCUUACGGAGGUUGUUUGCUAAACACCAAACUUUAAGUUCCUAGUGUUAGAUUUCCAGUAGCUGGUCUAGAUCGCUCAAAAUUCGGCUUUUAUCAAUUUCAAAGUUUUUUGUUUAUUGUUGUCAUAGUAAUAUCGAUUUUACUUAAAACUACAUUUUGACAAAUUUCAAUCCAUAGCCAAUUACUGAUGAAAAUUUCAUAGCGAUCGGACAAGGAAAAAAUCACUUUUAAGGCGAUUUAAAAAUAUCGGUAUAGCCUCUGAAAAAUUGUAUCGAAACACCUUAAAGUGAAAGGCUCAUAUCUCAGUUUGUCUAAGGGCCUGUUUAUAUAAGAUGAAGCAGCCUAGUUAGCCGGACUGACCCGCUCAAUCGGUCUGUCACGCGCAUCUCAUCCCUCAGUUCUUUUUAAACUUUUGUUGCAUUAUAUGAGAAGGUGAGAUCUUUGUUGGAGCGACUCAGCCCACGCCAUCUUAGAUUACUGCAUGAUUACAACUUAAUAACUUGCAAAUCCACUCGAGCAGUUAUUGAAUGAUGUUCUUUAUGCUUUUUUUUCAUGUAUGCAAACAAACUAGUGUCCGUUUAUGUUAUGCUAGGAAGCUGGGUGAAGCCAUUCAGGCAAUUUGUAGGCAUGCUGCCAAGGAAUAUUAUAGCCUUCAUGAGUGGUUGUUUGCCGUACCCUUGGUCCAUUUUCUGACCCAGGCAUCAGAACCGUUUAGUAGUGAUGUGUUGCUCAUGGAGGAACCUAAACGUAACGAUGAGACCUGGUGGGGUGCCACUGGCUUUGAAACGAAAUGCGUGAGAGAAAGAAGUUGGACAGAAAACAGGUAAAAAAUCUUUAAGUUUAUUUUCAACGAUGAACCAGUUACUUAUGAAACACAAAAAGCAUUUACAAUAGCAAACUUCAUUUAACCCAUCAUUAGAAAUAGUUUUUAGGCGCCUAUAGAGCUCUUAUUUUUAGUGGAUCUAUCUUAUGGAGGCGUCACAAGAUGCUGAAUAUCUCCGGAUUAGUUUAGCUGUCGAUAUGAAGAUCUGGAAUUCCGCGGAGUCUUGUUUCAGGAAUAGUUGCGAGGCCCAGAUACGAAAGGUUUAGCUGAAUGACCAGUUGUAUCUCCGGCAUUUCGAGAAGACAAAGAGGUGCUACCGUAAGGGUUUGAACAGAGUCAAGUCCGUUACUCCAUUUUAAGACGAAAGGCUAGACUUUCAUAAGUCAUUCACUUCUCAUUUCCGGUUCCAAAAAAAUCUACCGCUCGUGCUUCGCGCUCGUGAAAAAAAAUUGAGCUCGACUUGUAGGCAAGUCUAGCUUACCAUUUGGGCAAUCACCCUGUAAUCGUAACCAAGAAUGCAACCUACAUCUGCCUUUUGGCCAACAUGCACUGAGUAUAGACAAGUCUCUUAUUCUCCCUGCAUGUGAUUUAAGAACACUAGCUUUUACAUACAUGACGCAAGAAAGUUCUCUUCACUCAGUACCUUCCAUGGACAUUACUCUUCUCGACGGGAAUAAUCCAGCUGAGCCCUUCAGUACUGCUUUUUAAAAUUUCUUCCAGCAUGCUAAAGUUACGAUCGGUACGUACACGAUAACAUCUGUGUCCUUGCAAAGGAUCCUCUACUUUACAGAUGCGGGUAGAAUUGAACAGAGGAUCCUCUGCUGUAGAAAAUUUAUAAUCUUCACAAUCGUGGGUUCGAGCGCAAUAUUCAUUGAGCAAUUGCUUGCACUUGCCGAGUGCUGGCUUUAGUCAGAUCGAACAAGCGUUUUCUUCUCGCCGAAUGAGUUUAGCUUCAGAGAACUGCGCAAAUACUGCAGCCUUUCCUUGCUAAGUUUAGGCAGAUUCUCCCAGCGAGUAUUGAUCAAUAUUUCUUCCAAAAAGAUAUGCCUUCUUUCGAGUUUUUACUCUGACGUGUCACGUCUGACCAUCCGCAGCCAUCCGCCAUUUUGAAAAUGCGGUACUACCAGGCCCCCGCGCGGUAUGAAAUUAGGGAAUUCUUGAUGUUGACUAUACCACAUUCCACAUACGUGGAUCUGACUGGCUCAACAAGAACUAAAAGUAACACUGACUUUAAAAUCAGGCCUACAGCAGCAAGGCCAAACUGUUUAAAUUUUCAUUUUUUAACCUUUACGUUAAUGACUGGAACUAUUUACCUUACUCUAUUAUGUCAGCUUCCAGUUUGAACUCUUUUAAAACUCGAUUACUUAAUUAUUUUUGUAAUUAGUCAUAUUUUAUUAUUUCUUACUUCAUUUGAUGUUAUUUUUCUUGUUAAUCAUUUAAGUAGUUCCUCUUGUUUCUUUUUUUUCUUACAUAAUGUACAGUUAUAUUAUUCUAUUUAGUCUCGCUUGCGUAAGCAGGGAGACUCAUAAUCCGCAACGCGUUUUUCGUCGUAUUUAGGACACAAAAGGGGGUUCAUUGUGCCAGGCGUUCCUUGCGGAGACCUUAGAAACUGGGACUAAGAAUCGUUGUGUGAUCGAAGCCAUGCAUGUUUUGCGAACAAAGCUUAGGAAAGAUUAAAUUUAGAGCUUUUCCGAAACAUGUCGGUCCGCGAAUUGUAUCAGUUGAAAGCGUUGAUUACUUUGGAACAAUGAACACUACUGAGUGGUGGAAAAAAAAUAAUCUUAAUCAGCAAAACUGCGAUGGUCGGGUGUUGUAAACUUUCAUUGUAUGCAAAUGAGUCUUGUGAUGAUCAUGCGGUCUAUUUUCGGCGAUGAUUGAAGUGACGUGCCAUGUAAAUCACUUUUUUGAUUUCUGACAAUGAUGUAAUUUCUCUGGAAUGGAGGCCCUUGAAUUUUCGUAUUUUUAUACACGCGUAUAGCCCGCAACCGCAGACGUAUUUCAUGUCGUCGCUAACACUCGUACUAAAUCAAUACAGAAACAAAUAAAACGUAUCGACAUCGAUAAAGUAGGAAGUAGUAAAUAGUCCAGUUUCGAAUUCAUCGCGGCCGCUGAAUGGAAGCGCUGAGGGCUCAUUUAUACAGGGUUAACCUCGACCUACGGUAGAUAUAGUCACAAAUUCCAGUGAGAAGAAGACCUGUGUAGAAGUGUACCUGUGUGUAUUGUUUUGAACACAAAUUCAGGCACCUUCUCGCCGGUAUUUGCGAAUAUUUUACUUUAGGUCGAGGCUAACCCUGUAUGAAUGAGUCUUGAGUGGUUCUAUUCAGUGGCCGCGACGAAUUCGAAACCGGAAUAUUAGUCCUGUUUCGUGUAGAAUUAAUCGCCUCCUCAUUUCUGGAUCUAAUCUACAAGCAAGCGAGCGGGACCUCCGCUGUAAGAGCGUUCUUGUUUUAAUUGUAUCACCUUUUAGUUUUUGAGUGCAGUUUUAAAUUUGGAUUUCAGUGUGCCCCUAUUGCUUUCCUUUACCUACUGUACUUUUAUUUAUAUAUUUUUUUAAUGAUGAUUGUUAUUGUUAGUGGUAUUAUUAACUUUAAACUUUAAACUUUGACUCGUAAAUAAAGUUUUCAUUCAUUCCUUCCUUCCUUCCUUCCUUCCUUCCUUCCUUGCUUGCUUGCUUGCUUGCUUGCUUGCUUGCUUCCUUCCUUCCUUCCUUCCUUCAUUCAUUCAUUCUUCGAGUGCAUUCAGUUUCAUUGUAUGUUUCCAUCUGCAACAUUGCACGCAACAGCGACACACAGUUUUUGAUCUGUAUAUAACAGAAUUUAGUCUUCAAAGCAGUAUUGGUGGUAGUGAUGGUGAUUGCGAUAGGGGUCGUGGCUGCCGUUUCGAGGUGCCAGAUCCAUGGAAAGCUGAUGGUGUAAAUAAGAGAUUGCAAGGCAUUUGUGACGAGCCGGAAGGGCUCAGUUUGCGUCGGGAAAACUAGCCCAUUGUUAUAGCGUAGCGAAAAAACUACUAUGAAAGUUAACUUUUGUAGACUACAGUAAAGGCAGAGUGCCUCAUUUAUUGUGUUUCGGUAAAGAUAUUCCCGCACUAAAAUGAACGAAUAGAGGACUUCUUUGCAAAAUAUGUGAAUGGAAAUUCAUUUAUUAGUAGGCUUAGUAGUUUUGUUAUCUGACUGUCGUAUUUAUUUUCGUUUUCCAGAUGCCUUUCGUCCUGGAUUGAAAGGUUUUUUCCUUUAUUUGAGCUGGAUCCUCUUUUUAGAAGGACGUUUCUCCUAGUAGUUCCUGUUCAUGUGUUUGGUAAAAUUGCCUCUUCGGGGGCUUUUGCAUCCGUUGAAAUAUACACCACGCUUGGCAAGAUCUUAUUUGAAAAGAGCUACUUAAUGGAAAAGGAGGUAUCACUUUUACGAGCUUUGAAAUUUAGCAUUAGUCCAAGUUUACAUAUCGAUAAGCGGCAAGUUUCUGAUCUCUAUUUUAUUUCAAGUCUUUACGUAGCAUAUAUUACAGAAGCAAGAAAACAUAAUUAAUCUCUCACGAUAGAAUGUAAUACUUAGCAAUCUCAUUUUCGGGUGCGUUCGCGGACGCGCGUAAACUUAAAAGUUGAACAAGGUUCAACUUUUACCUUUACGCGCGACCUUUCAUACGUUGCCUCUAUUUUAUUUAUGCACGUAAACAUUACGCAACAGUGGAAACCACCCUAAAGAGCGAGCCAAACUGCCGAACCACCGUCUUUGCUUUAAGUUAUGCGUUCGAUAACUUUGUAGUUCUUGAACAUUGACUUUUUUAGCGUAGGCGGGUUAAAAUAUUAUCCUUAAGAUUUUUUUUUAAAUGUUAAGGAUAAUAUUUUAACCCGGCUCCGUUUCUGAUCUGCUUUUUAUGUAGACAGCACUGCAUUGAUGUAAUUUAUAAUUGUUGGAAAUAACAUAAUCCUAAAAUUUUCAAGUCUUUUUCUGGUAAUGGUCUCUUUCGGUUUAGCCAGUGCGACGUGAGUUGGUGAAAAUAUAGAGUUUUUGUAAUGGCUUUUGUUUAAUUUUUGUUUGAAACUCACGCUCUCUAUUUCAUCUAGUGGGAGGCAGUUGCCAACAGCUUUAAGAUGGAUUUCAAGACAGUCCAUAAAAUGACAGCUAAAGAGUAAGACUGAUUGAUUUAUGCUUCUUAGUGAAUUUCAAACUGGUUUCAAACCAGUAGAACCAGUCGUUUGUGUGAAGGCCACUCUAAAUUAUUACUCAUUACAGUCAACUCUCUCUUAACGGACACCUCGUGUUGGUCCCUGCCGUUUUUGAGUCAUUUUACUGUAACUAUGAGACGGACAACGGACACUUCUGAAGCCGUAAACAGACUAUUGAGAAGUGCUCUACGCAGUAAAAAAUACCUCACAACCACGGAAAUGUAGGUGCUCUACAUCACCGUAAAUUGCAAGAUUUCUUAUAUUUUGUAGUCGUGAACUUUUGCUCGUGAUAAACGUUUGAUGGCUUAAUAAGAAAAUGAUUCCACUUUUCUGUUACAGUGUUCCAGUUUUAGCUGUUUCACACAAGUUAAACAGACGUGUCUUCAAUGCGCAUGGGUUGAGCUUACGUUUUUAAUGGUGUCACGUUACCUUGACUCUCUUAUAAGCCGGACAGUCGGGGCUAGUCCUGAAGGUGUCCGUGUUAGAGAGAAUUGACUGUAUUUUUAGAAAUGGAGUGAUUGGCAAGUUACUAUGUUAAAUUGAUCUUUAUGCAUCGUAAAUUUUUAAAUUUCUUUUUCAAUAGGUUUUCCUUCCCAGGUGAUAACGUCGUCUACAAUCAAGAAGUUGUUCUCUGCUGCAUUUCCUGCCUACGUAUUCUAAGGGCUGUUUGCAACUCUAAAUGCAGUAUGCAAGUGCUUCGUGAUGGUUUACAUAGCCUUGAGUCUUGCAUCUCUAUGCUUUUGAAGACCGCUAUGACAGAGCAGGAAGAAGAGGAAGCGUUUGAUAAAGUUAAGAAAUUUUUGGCGAACUGCUUUGAAAUCAUCAAUAAGUGGUUGAAGGAGAACUUGCGUCGUGAAAUUCCUUGCUAUCUAAAAGAUGCGGCAGAGAAAGAACUUAAGGUAUAUUUAAAAAUAUAGCACACUUAACACAAUGACAUUAUCUUUAGUUGAAAGCGAAAAUUACAAUUUACAUUUAACUUGAUUCUUGUUGUAAAGAAUUAAAUGUCCUAGCGCUGAUUACCGUGGAGGAAAACAAAACAGGAAGAGUUUUUUAAACCGUUAUAUCGACCAGAAAAACGCUUAAGGCCGCUCUAAGGCUAGGUAAAGACCAAGGAAAAGGCCAACUUAAGUUUGUUUUUCGGCAUUUCUAAGGGUUAGAAAGAUGUCAUGACAAAAAAUUUACCCGUUACUUUUACGGAUGGAUUUGUAGGUCUGGACCGACCUGCUGUCUCUGGAAUGGACGAAAGAAAGAUGCGAAGAGCUUUGGAGAGGUCACCUGUUAGAGAUGUUGAAAAUGCGCUUGGAAGUGGUAGGUUUACAGUUAUUUUUUAUAUGAAAGAAAUGUAAUCUAUGCUGUUAUAAUGUAACCUCUUUACUCUAGCUGUGGUACCUGCUUUUCCCAUUCAUUAUACUUUGCAGCCUCAUAUUGGCUGUGUAUGCAAGACAAUUAUGAACUGGUCCUGUUGGUCUUUUAAGGUGUCGACUUUAUUGAUAAAAACCGGUUAAUUAAUAUGGACUGGUUUUUCCUGACUCUUAGAGUGACAGUAACGGUCUAGUGGAAGUCUUCAGCAAAACUAAUAUGGCUGCUCAACACAAAUGUGUACAAGACUUGGUGUCUGAAGUGACAUUCCAAAAAGUGGAGGGUAUGCUCCAGGUAAAAUGUGUUUGAUUACUCAGUAAAAUCGCCAACAUUCAUUUGUUAACUAAGGUCACGUGACUGCUUUGCAACCACGCACUUGCGACUGAUGAAAACUGAGCGAUUCAGUGAACAAAUUUAUAACAUUUCCAGGCUGUAAAGUAUUGAAGCUUACGUCAGCGGAACGUGUAAUGAACUUUUUCGCUUCCAUUUUUUUGACUAAGUGUAUGAACUGUGAUUUUGACUCAGGCAAGGUAAUGGUAAAUCGCUUUUAACUGUGAAAGAAGAAAUUUAACAAUUAAUGAAUGAGGCUGAGUAUCUUACGAAGGAUUCACCCUCCGAGAUCUCCAUAAUUCUUCAUAUGAUACGAAAGCCGAAUUCAAUAAUUGUUUUAUUAUUCAUUCAAAAUAAUUCCUAGUUAAAAAACAUAGCUAAAACAAGCUUACCUGCAUCGAUGUUAAGUUUAUCUUUGAUAGUUUACGUUUAGGUUUGUCCAGCUCCGCAAAUAUUCUCCAAAUAGCAGAUGUCGCCCUCCGAGUUGCCUUCUUGCUGUUUUUGCUAUGUUUUUAGCCAUUAUUUCGCCUAGUUCCAGCUGUAGUUCUUACUCUUGAAACGAAUGAAGUGUCCACCAUUUUAGUUUUUGCAACGAAAAACAAAUCAGUCUAGUCCCCAGCUCUUCUCGGUUAACCUGUAAAAGGCUGCAUUUUUGACGUCAUUUCCUCGUUGAACACAAAAUUCUUCCAAAUUAGGUCAUCAGUAACUGGUUAUGGUGAAUUAUGCGUGUGCUUUUAGCCAAUCAGAAUUGCGGAAAUAUUUUGAAUGAAUAAUAACAGUUUUUAAUGUACUGUAUUUCUUUCCAUUAAAUCACGUGUCCUGAUUUGUUCGCGAGUGGUUCGGAAUUCUACGAUCCAGACUCCGGCCCCGAUUCGCGCGCAGCUCUAUCCACAAAAAAAACAAAACAAUCUAACAGUUUUUCAUACUAUUUUUUAAUGUGUUUUUUCAUUUUUGCAAAAAAAAAAAAAUAAAUGAAUAAAUAAGAAAAUGGGAAAACCAUUUUUUUAAACAAUUCAUUUGGAGGCAAAUGACUAUUACAGUAUUUCGUUACAAUGAGUGACAAUGAAAGCUUUCGUGAUGAAUGCUAGUUUCAUCCUCAAGUUUUUCUUAUAAUGUCGUUUUGCUGGAAAAUACGCAUCAGUUCAUGGGAGAAUUAUGAGCUGAAAAUACUACCAAGAAAGCAAACUUUGGUUUGGAAGUGCAGCAGAGGUUCUGUGACAGUUUCAGGGGAGAACGAAAACCAGAAAACACAACUGCAGACGAACUAAAAGUUUCUCCUGUUUCGUUAAAACCGAUAUACACUCGACCUCCACUAUCGGCCACUUUUUUUGGUGGACAUUCCAUACAUUGGCUCUUGUUUAAACCUCUCUACAAAGGCCACUUGUUUCUGUCCCAAAGGUGACCGUUACGGAGAGGUUCAACUGUAUAUUGUACGCCGGUUAAAGGGUUACUGCGAAUGAACGGUAACCCAACAGUUCAAAGGACGUUGCUCACGAUAUUUCACGAAUCGGCUGGCACAUACCAUUAUAUUAUGGUGACAUGUUAGUUUUAACGUAAUUUAUAUGCAUUUUACUUCAAUUCUUCUCUCAGACGGGAACUGAGCGUGAGGAGCUCUUUAAGAACCUUUCGGAGUAUGGCCUUGGAUCUCCUCAAGCUUCAAAGUGCGGUGAACUCUUAACACUGAUGCUUACCCAUUGUUGGCCUGAACCACAAGGAGGCAUUCCCUGCUCCAGUAAAAUGAUUCUCCGGCAAGUACUGACCUGGAAGUUAUGGCCUUGCUUUUUCCAGAGAUUCGGUAAGACUAUAACUGGAUUCGUUUGCGAAAUCCCUGUUAGUAGAGGACCUUUUCUGCGUCCGAUUUAACUGUCAGUAUAUGCGUUUAUUGGUGCCAAAGUUGACCAUAAGACGUGUGAAGGCACUUUGGUGUACUCUUCGUUUACAUCCACAUGUUGUUUGCUAAGAACGUUUCUAUGUUUUCAGUUUGUGUUCGGUUGAAAUAUCUGUUAGGUAAGGUGUUAUUACCUCUUAUAAAGAGUUACAGUAGUCGCUUAUGAGUUUGGUUUUUGUCACACGGGACCAUGUUUCCAUUGUAUUAGGUGGCAAAUCGUAUGUUGUUUUCUAAUUUGUCGAGUUCAAGGAGUUCUGUAGGCAUAAAAAUAAUAGUGAUUUCUUCAGAGAGGUAACUGCAAAAACUGCAUGCUUAUUCUAAUGCAAAAACUGCGUAGUAAUUCUAAUGCAUAGUAAUGCAAAAGUUCUUAUUCUGAAAACGUCAUUCGAGUGACUAGAUGAAAAGGCUCUGCAUGAUCUAGCUCUAUCUGGACUUCCAUGCUUUACGAAUUCUUUGUUUUUAUUCUGUGUUUGCUCUGGGGAACCUGUGUUUCCCUUCGGUUUGGUUGAUAAACCAACAUCGUUUCAACGUUUCAAGAGAAAAAAUUCAAAGAAGAAAGCAUUAUGAAAGCUAGCCUGAAAACCUUAAAGCGAUAUCAAUCAAGCAUUUCGCUCGUGGCAAAACACGAGAUUCGUUAUCACUGGGACGUUUUAUGACAGCAAGCUCCCAUUCUGUUAAAUAACGAUUUGGUCAGGUUCUUAGGAUAUAUGCUUCCCCCUGGAGGUAGGAAGCAGCUCACUCAAAAGGAGGUACCCCACCUAGUAGAACUAGAGGCAUAUCGAAAGGGACCUGGAUCCUAGAUAAAGAGCUAAAUUUCACUUUUCUUCAGUAACAUUUAAGCUGUGAAGUCUCUCAUUGCUCCAGCAAUUUUCAAACGCAAAUGACUGUUGUGAGAAGAGAACAGAAAGGAAAUAAAAGCAUGCUGCUAUUUUUGCCCGUUGUUUGCAUUUUUGGGUGUUAAUGACGACGUCAUUAUAAUUGGAGUGCUACAAAAAUAUAAGUAUAAAUGGAAAAGAAAUGAAUCGCGGUUGAAUAAAAUUAUAAAACACUGACAGUUGACCAAUUACUUUAAAUAUGUUACACAAACUUAUCUGUAAAUACAUUUGAUGCUGCAAUAUUAUAAAGAAAACUACAAAGAAUCGUUUCUGGGGUUAGUUAGAAAGUUUUGUUUUAGGAGACGUUCUUUGCUUUUCAUCAGGUCGAGAGUCUGAUUUUCGCCAAGUACUUAAUCCAGAUGGACAGGAGAUUUUGAUGAAGGCUGUGUCAUCUAUUGAAGCUGCAGUCAUGUACCUAGAGGAUGAAUCUAUUACCUUUCAAAUGCUAACUCUUAUAAGUGAUAACUCUGAAAGAUUUCUGGAGCUUUGCGGACAAAUGGAACAGAUUACUAAAGAGAGGAGUAAGGAAUACUUGGAACAACUGUUAAACCAACGUAUCAUCGAGCUAACUGCAUUUCAAGAAGAACGAAAGAAAGUUGGUUCCUUUGUCAGGAUGUGUGCGCUCAUCACACAAGGUAAACAACGAACGUUGCGCGGUUUUUAUACACCAUAGUUAUGUACUAGUUGAAUCUUAGGGAUGACAUCAAACCUGGCAAAGGCGAAACGGUCAAAUUCCUGUCAAUUGACGAUUUCCGGUUUCCCAACCAUGUGAAGAUAUGGUGAAUGUGAUCAUUUUAGUGAGUGUAGUCCUGAAUAGGAUUGUUGGUAACAUCGGCUGAAGUUUCGACAUCCUUGCGGAGGUCGACAUCAGAGACAAAGUGUGUAGCAAGGGUGGCACAGUGGCGAGAGCACUCGCCUCCCACCAAUGUGGCCCGGUUGUUUGUUUUCUCCCUUGCACCGAGAGGUUUUUCUCCGGGCGCUCCGAUUUUCCCCACUCCUUAAAAACCAACACUAAAUUCCAGUUCCAUCUGGUCAACGCACGGACACGUUUCAACGAGUUCUUAAAAAUGUCUAAGUGCUUUGUGGGUAAACUAAUUACACUUUCAGUUUACAGCUAAAAUAUAUCAUAAACUAUGACGUUGCGCUCGAUAGGUUAAUGGCGCAUUUAUAGAUUAAAUCUUGGGUUUCUCUUUUUUCUAGUAAAUGUAGAUGAAUUGUCGAGGAAAACUGUAGUGGACGCCUCUUGUUUGCCGAUUAAAGACCUGGCACGGUCAACAGUUGUUAAUGGUAAAGUACGCCCAGUGGUAACGUUCUUUCAGCUCUCGCCUAAGGCAAAGGCAAUGAUUUCAGAGCUCAGCACACUAUGCAACAGUUCACUUCUUCGACGAUUUUGGAUUGAAAAUGGCAAAAAGGCACUUUCACGCGUUGCACAAAGGCAAGGACAUAAAGGCUUACUAAAUGUCGACGAUGUUGAAGAGUUGGUAUGGGCACCAUCAAUUAAACAGCUGCAGUCGUUGCAAGAUCGUUUUAUGAACUGUACCAUUUCGUUUGGAGAGAUUGACAAGUUCUUUACGGUUUUCAAUAGCAACCAAGACCUCGCUAACGAAUUCAAGCUUAUCACCUCAAGAAAUGGCAAUAUAUUAGCAGCCCGCGAAUCGACAAUCGACACUCGCAUUGAGCAGAUAAAUGAAUACUACAAAUUGCAAACCUGCACUGCCGCCGCUGGUAAUAUUUUGAAAUUUAAAGACAGUUUGGGCCUUCAAGGAGAUUUUCAGGCAGUAAAAGAUCUACAAAACCAGGUUCAUAUUAACCUUCACUUAAUAAAAUUGAACUUUCUUCCCUGUGUGGAAAACCUUGGAAUUUCCUGCUUGCAUUUUAACGCCUGACUGGUUCAUGUCACUUGUUACGGUAAAAUAUUUAACAUUUUCUUACCCUUUUUACACAGAUGACCAAGGAAUUCAAACAGAAACCACUAACGACCAUGAAUGCAGCUUUACAACAUGCAGGCAGAUUAUUGUCGGUGAUAACGCCUGAGCGUGCAGAUUGUCUUGAAGCUGUUGCUGAAUGCAAAGAUCUCAUAUCUUGGAUAAGGAAAACGAUCAAAGGUAGAAUAUGCGGUUACUUUAGCCAUUUUCACAUUGCGUUUAUUGAAAAGAGACGGAAGCGGCGAUGACUAAACUGUGUUGCUACAUAACCGUUGAUAGGACAAUGAGUUUUGACCUUUUAUUGUGACCUUCUAUUCCUGACAUUCAACGUUUGAACUAUGGACUAAGCGAGUCAACGUAUACUGGUUACUCCUGCUCUGCAAAUAGUGAGUGAGAAACAAAAUGUUGUUGGUCCGACCCUCUUAAGCCAAAGUUCCACAUUGCUACCACUACUUGUCGGCAUUUCGCUGGGGGCGUUUACCAUCCUUACUGGAUUCUCGACUGUCGUAAAGAGUCUUCAAAACUGACUCAUUAAAAACGCUACCACUAAUCAUGAUAGUCACUUAAUGUUUAGCUUAUAAUAUAUAGAUAGUUAGGUAGGUAUAGUUGAGACAGACGCAGACCGGCAGACAACUUAAAUGGCGAUUGAUCCAACAGAAGGCCUGGAUUUAGCCGUGACUGGAACUUUUCCCCUUGGGAAAAGCUUGUGGAACCCCAAAUGAAAUAGGCCCAUUUCUCGUCGUCGUCUUUCCCGACUCAGGCCACCUCUGUCAGAAGAUCUUGUGAUUUAUCUUUUCUUGUCGAACUUUUUCUUAGGCCCCCAAGAACUCAAGGUCCUUGUGGAUUUGGCGAUAAUCUCAGCUGGGGAGGCAGACAUGGAAACGUACAAGAUCACGUGUCUACAUACCAGCUGCCUUGGCUUUGCCCCCCUCAUCUUUGAUUUGAAACCUACCUUUGGAUUUGAGAAACUGAUGAGAGCUUGUGAACCAGUUUGGAAUGCUGUGGAUGCUGACCCCACCCUCCCAGAAAAAUUGGUAGGCUUGUUUAACAUAGAGUAUGGCGAAAUAGGUAAAAUGUUCAUUUUGUCGCAAAUGUGAUGGGACUUGAACCUAUCAUUUCUGAGUAGCGAUCUAUUUGGUUGAUAGCGUGUUAUUUGGGAAUGGAAUUUUAAUUUACCUGAAAGGGUAAUACAGAUAUUCCAAGUAGUACAUUUUUGAAGAAGUAAAAGUAAAAUAUCAGACGUCCAGUACUUCUGUACUUAGUGGUAUGUUUGGAUCAUUUUGAAAUUCCGUUUAAGUAGUUAAUUCUUUCUACGUUGAUGUUGCCGCCUUAACCUCCUAGCGUACUAACGUAAAGUCAAGAAUUUUGUGAUUGCAUCUGGCUAUCUUGCUGCAAAUGAAAUGUUAGGUCCUUGUUCAUAGUCUGAUAGAUUUGCGUGAAAAUGCCAUAUUUCCUAAGUCUUCUUUAACAGGACAGCCAUUAGGGAUUACUACAAGUAUUCCUUCUACCCAAGGACAAUUACAGAAUGGAAUGAACUCCCAAGGGAUAUAGCUUAGUCCAAUUCAAUGGCUGCUUUAAAAAAUGCAAUUUCAAACAUUUAUCAACACUUUUACUCCUUUGCGCUCAUAAGCGCCUUUUCAGUCACUUUUGUUUUCCCUUUUUUUUAGAGCGGUCUGAAAUGCUCAGUAUUGAGUGACAGACCUAAAUGGUAAAUGUAAAUGAAAAUGUAAACAGGACAGUCACACAAAAGAUGACUACUUUAAACUUCACAAUAGGCCAUUUCCGUACUCCCUUAAGCCUCUUUUUCAAAGUGAGUACUGGUGCACAUCUUUUCGUUUAAAAAGAAGUUAUGCUACAAAUGCAGGUUAAGCUGAUUUUUAUCUGAAAGCUUGUCGCUUGUCUACCAGGCCUCGCUUUGAUAGAGAGGCUGACUGUAACUUAGAAAUGGGCUGUAUUCAGAUGCUUUGUCAACGGGACUACUCAGGAAACUUCGGUUGCACUUCUACAUAUGAGUAUCAUCAAUUUUGCAUUGUUUACCAUUAACUUCCACAUGUAGUAAUUCAGCUUAUUUCUUUGUCUUUUUGCUUGCUUUGGCCUUAUGCAGGUAGCCACAAGUGACCAGUUAGAGUGGUUGAAGGGGGUAAAAAAGUCUCAUGGUUCAGUAGCAAUGUCCUCUCUGAUGGAAGCUCAAGCUAUUAAUGAAAAGGGUGUAUACCGUGUUGGUUGUCCCAGUAAGGAUGCCUGGACGUCAAUGGAAACGUUGUCACUCGAUGCUGUGAUUGAACUCACGGUAGUCCCAGAUAAGAAAAGAUUCACUCUUGACAACCUGAAGGAUUUACAAAGUAAACUGAUGCUUAUUGCGGCCAAAGCUUCACAUGGAAAAGAAGACGUGGACCGAUUUGUUGAUGUAAGUCCAACCUUAGGUAGUUCUUAACUCUGGUCAGUUAAAUUUGAAACGGUUUAAAUGCGAUAUGGGGUGAAUUUUUCUGCAACAUAAUAGAUGUGAUAUUUUGCCUGACGUUUCCUUUCGUGGCUCGAGGAUACUUUAAUCUUAUAGGGUUACAAUUGCUUACAGCUGAACGUAAAGUGUUAGGUGUACAUGGUUUCCUUAAAUGGAUUGUGACAAUCGGCAUCUAGGAUAGCCCACAACGUUUAUUUAGUUGUUCCUGGAAUUACUGAUCACUUUCGUUAUACUUUUUCUUCUAAAGGUUCUUCAUUUUUUGUUUUCUUUCGGAAUUAACAGAUCCUGCAAUGUGUUCAGCGACUUGCUACAGUGUACAUCGCUCUUUGCAAAUCUGGAGAAGUAAGCCAUCUCCGUUGGAGGCAUGAAUUUCAGUGUACACCGCGGCUCUCUACCAACCGCUCCCUUACACAGGAUUUGGAAGAACAAAGUGCCCAGAUGGAGCAGUGUCUUGAGUCGUGGAAAAAAGAGCUGCAUACUAAGCGUAUUCUGUACAAUGAACUGAAUCAUUUCACCACCCGUCAGUUGUUGUUCCUUCGAAAACAGCUGGCUGUUGUUCAGGGAAGAGGUCCCAGGGCUGUCGAUAACAUUCCUCUUGCGGUUUAUAACCUGUUGGAGAGUGUUUUACCUGGGGUUGAGCCAGCCAUCCUUAAAUCUGUACUUAUCUCUUGUGGAAUUUGCAGCCAACAAACCGGCGACAGUAUCGUCAGAUCGUAUGGUGCGACCGGCGCAGUUCAACCCAGCAUUCUAUUGCACCAGCCGAGGUCGAAAUCAUCACAUGAAGAAGUGUUUCAAACGCUCGUAGCAAAAUUGGAAUCGAUUGGUUACUCAGAGACUGAGAGAUUUGCCAUUGCAUCAAUGAUAUCAUGCAAAGAUGCCAGCGAGUUAGAUCUCUUUGUGUGGUGUGUAAAAAACGCUGGGAACAAAGAUCUAAUUGAUGCUAGUUACUCAGAAGCCCUUCGUGACCCCAGAUAUUUGGCACUUAUCGAUAAAGACAGUACCGCAUCUAUAGAAGAGGAAGGGUGAGUUAGGUUUUAUGUUUUAUACAAAUCUACACAUGAAACUAUUUAAGCGGCCUUAGCUCCCACGAGUCCCCUGUAGCUCAGUGGUAGGACACCCGAACUACAUACCAGAUUGCUUUCGAGCCACCUGUGUCACUGAACCAAUAAGCAUCUUUCUUAUUUCUUCACGUUUGAAAAGGCAGAUUGGGAAUAAAAGCACAUUCUUGUCACUUUAGGCGAAAACGGAUGGUACAAUUUUCUUUGUUUAAUCAAACGUUAUCCUACGACGUUUAAAUUUCCUACUACUGUAACCAUCGAGGAACAGAUAGCAUGUUGUGAUCACGUUGCUAAUAUUAAAGCCUGGUUUUCAUAUGUCGGGAAAAUCCCAGACGAUCGGGGAUUUUACUGUUUCCCGACUGUUCCAGAUUUUGCCUACUACUGAAAACUUGAAAUGAUAGAUAUCGCCGAUCGUCUGGGAUGGACGGGGACAAGUCUGGAGAAUCGGGAGCGUUUCUAUUUUCCCAACGCGUCCCAGAUUUCUGCGAUGGUCGGCGAUCAUUCCCGACAAAUGAAACUCAAAUUUGUACCGUCGGGGGACGUCAGCGAUGAAUUUCGGUCAUUACCAAUCCCCUAAAUUGCUAGGCUCCAGUCCCCCUAUCACAAACAAACAUGGCGUCUCUCGAGAAUCUGGGACAGACUUCUGGCGAUUAUUUGAUAUAUCGGCAAACUCUGGGAUGGUCGGCGAAAAGUAAAAUCCCCGAUCGUCUGGGAAAUUUCCGACAUACGAAAACCAGGCUUAAGGUGUGGUUCCUCAAAACUCGAAAACUACAUUUGACCAGCAGUGGCACUGCCAUCAUGGCAUGAGAGAUAGGGAAAUCCAGUGAUGUAUUUACAACUAUUUACGGUUCUUGGAUAUUUGACUUUUUUCGAUUUCUUUUAAGUUCUUCUGCAGCGGAUAUGAUGAUUGAGCCCGAAGAAGUUCCAGAACCCAUGGAAACUACUUUUACUUCUGACCAGACAGCAGGCGGGGAGUUCUUAAGCCUUGACGAGCUGGGAAAAGUUCUAAGACAGCUUGCUUUGCAAGGUGUGAUUCAGCAUUCACCUUUAGAAAAUGUCCACUUAUCACUCAUAUUUGUAAUUAUCAAAAUGGCCAGACACGUUUUUUAAAGCGAGUCCUGUUUCUCAUCCUAUCGUAUGAAAAUAACUUUUCAUUCACGUGCAAAUGAAAUUCUUGUUCAUGCACUGGCCGCCUCGCUUUCAUAAGGGGGCCUAAAGGAAUUCGAAGAUAGGUUCUUUAAAACUAAAACAUUUCGUUUCAUUAUUGCAGGUUCAAAGAAACGUAAAAGACGUCACCCAAAAUAUCUUAAUCGCGGAAAGCCAAAUCUUGUGGUUGUUCCUAAAGGUAAAGAAAAAGGGGGAAACUUUAUAAUUAUAAAAUGCGCUGUCUUUUUCUUGCCUUUCUCUUCCCUCCCUCCCACCCUCUUUCUAUAAUUCUGUCGUUGAAUUUCUUCGUCUCUCCUUCCUUUCUUCCUUCCUCUCUCCCCUUCGUUCUACUUUUCUCCCUCUGAUGACUGUUUGGAUUGUGUUCUUCUUUAAUUAUUGAUUCAAAGGUUUGUCGUUAAAAUUGUACUUAGACCUAUAUUUCAAAUUCGUUUGUUCUUUUUAACCCCUUUCCUUUGUUCUUGCGCUUAUUCGACCUCAUGUAACAUAAUUAUUACAUUCCCAUUGUAGAUGACAUUCUAGGAACGGUGCUGUCCUUGUACAUGCAAGACACCUCACAAUCUCUGCCAAGUUCUGAAGAAGUGUUGAUAUGCUCUUCUGAUACAACUGCAGAAGAGGUAAGGGUUUUUUAAAAAGACACGUCUCCAUUUAGAACUUCCAUUUCGUGUAGUCAUGGGAAUCUUAGUUAAGUUGUUGAAGGAGACAUGCUACUCGGGGUAAAACAUUUUGUAAGGAAGUUUGUGUUUCAUAGAAGAUUCAACGCGUUACACAUAUAAUCUUUGCGGCCUUUUUUCCUAUGUCUGUUGUUGGUAAACAGAGCUGAAAGAGCAUAAUUACGACGUAAAACAAUCCGGGCCCCUGACCUGAAUCUGGACUGAUUAACGUUAUCAGUAUAUAACAUUUUGGCCAAAAUGCAUGUGUAGACCUCUCUCUCAAAAGUCCCAUUGGCAACAACCGCGUUAAAACUGAUUCCUUUACAGAUUGAGCUUCUUUGGCGACGAGCCCUUGGUGACAGUGGUGGUCAGAUGUUCUGUUUGGUAAAUGUUGACCUUCUUGACUACAGUGUUUCCCAGAAAGCUGCUGACAGCCUGGAAAUCUUACUGCAGGAACCUCAAUACAAUCGCAAUGAUGGUAUUUAAAGUUACCGUAAUGUUUUCUCUAUGCAGCUUGGCCCAGUGGUUAAGGGGGCUAAAUUUUAAGGCGGUAGCACGAGUUCAAAUCCUCGCUCUGCCUACAAAGUGCAGGGCUUCUGACAGGUCGCGGAAGAAAAAGUCAAAUUUCGCGGGAUUUUUAGGAGCAAAUUCGCGGAAAAAUCGGCCGAUUUCGCGGUAAUUUCGCGGGGGUUUUCGGGGCAAACUUCACCAAAAAGCAAUCGGUAAAAAACGGCCGAUUUUGUCGUUAUUUUCAAGGCAAAUUUCGCUAGGAAUCAAUCAGCUUUGCGCUGAUCAGACCAGCGUUUUUAACGUUUUUCUAACAGAGGUCAUCAUUUGCUCUUUCAACAACAAUACGCUCCAGAAAUGAACCAAUGGCGAAGCCUUUAACAUCAUGGCUAGUGCCCAGUUUUUCGCAACACAUUCUACGUCUGGUAGUUUCGGGAUGUUGUUUGCACGUUUCAGUGACGAAGUUCUGACAUAAAUUUGCAAGUUUACGGCAAGUAUAUAGCCCCAAUAGCUGAAAUAAGUUUCAAGUAUGUUGUGCAGACAUGUAUUUGAUAAGAUUUCUACCGAAUUUCGUGGGAUUUCGCGGAUUUACCUGAAUUUCGCGGCUCCGCGACCGCGCGAAAUAUCAGAAGCUGUUGGGAAACUAAUUUCCAGCUAUAUAGCACCUACACUUUAAGUGUAGGUGCUAUAUAGUGCUAUAUGUAAAUUUUCCGAGCCGCGAAGCGGCGAGGUAAAUAUCCCUAAAGCCACUAUUCACCGAGAUUGAAAAGAAUAAUUGUUUUAGUAUAUACACACGGAGUGAUCUCAACAAAAUCAGCGAGGAAACCAUUAACAAAGUACGAUUUGAUUGACGGAUCAAAUCACGCGAAAGUUUAAAAAUAGAUCUUUGCAGAAUUUUCAAACAUGGCAAUUAACAAGUUUAUGACUUCGCAAACAACAGCGUAAUGGCUUAAAUGGAACCGUUGAAAGUUUAAAUUGUUUCCUUAUUAAGUACCUGAGAAGAAAAGUAGAGCUUUGUUGUUUUCUGUUGACUCGCGAAGUUUAUAGGGUCAAAAAGGUUUGUUGUGUCGUUCUUCGCAUGAAGUGCUGACUAAAAUGGCGGCUCGGUUGCUCGAGGUAAGACGUCGUCUUCCUGGAGCAUUCUUUUUCCUAUUUACUUGAAACGUAGAAUUUCUGCAAAUAUUUGCUGUCAAAUUUUUUGUCAUAAAUAUACUUUGAUUUUUGGGCCAAAUUUUUCUUGUUAGGAAACGCUGAGUUCACGAAACGGUCUCUUCUACGCGAAUAAACGGGAGUUUUAAACAAUCCAUCGAGCACAAAACUCAGCUACAGUAAAUGGAAAAACACCGUUUUGAAUCCUUUGAAGUCUUUUCUUGCCUUAAAAGAAGUCAACCCUAGGAUUUUGUCGACUUUUAAAAGAUCAUUCUCUAAAAAAAAUGGAAAAAUACAGCGAACUCACACAUUAUCCACUCGCUAGGAGGUGAAUAUUGUUGAAUAGUCCGAGAUAGCGAACCAAUCAGAUUGCAUAAAUCACCAAGAUCACUAAGUGUGUAUAUAUUCGUAUAUUUGUACACAAAAAAGGUUUUCCUCAUAGGCUCCGCCUCGGGAAACUCUGAGAUUUUCGGGAGACAAAAUUAACUGUUUUCCUUGGGACCAGUCAUUAAGUGUCUAUAGUGUCUAGGUAGUUCUGAGAUCAGCUCCUCGGCCACGCUUGUAAAUAUCCAACUCGGUGGUCUCCUGCCAGUUGGAAGUUGUAACCGAUAAUUUUUAUUUUUUGUUAUUUUUUAAUGUGUUAUUGAAUAAAGUGAAAACGCCAAAGUAAGGUCCACACUGUUGCCGUAAAAACAGUAUCAGUGACAAACAGUCUUUUCUUGGCUGAAAUACUCGGAAAAACUGAUAUAAUAUCGUGCAAAGAAUAUAUGUAUAUAAUACAUAAAUAUGCAUGUAGUUGACCAAACUCUCCCCGAAAGGCAAUGUAAUAGGGAAGAUGUUUGUUUACAGACAGUCUUAUUAUCUUUAACUACGGCCACAGUAACACAAACGGCCUCUGUUUUAAGUAACAGCCAACUGGCCUCAGGUUGGCUCAUGAUAUCAACAAGUUGCCUCAGUGAUACCUACACUAAAAAAGUGUCUAAAAAUGAAUCAUUACAAAGAGGAAGUACGAUUGUUAUGACUGUUAAGCUCAUUCUUAGAGGGUUAUAUAAAUUCUCUCGUGAUGUAUUUUUGCAGACAAAAGCCAGAAAUCGCUUUCUUUUUUCCUCGUGGCCAAGCAUUUGAUCCACUUAUUUUCGUGUUAGGGCUGUCUCUUGUGGUUAUCUGUAGUUCUGAGAAUGAAGACAGAGCUCAUAUGGCUGCAGCGCUUGAUCAAUACAGACUUGGAACUAUUUCACAUUGUGCUGCACCAAAGGAUAUCAGGCAAUAUCUACAGACGCAGUUCAAGUCGUGUCCUCAAACACAAGGAAGGUUUCAAGAUAAGGUCAUUCCAUGGGCACCUGCAGCAAUAUUGGACAAACAAAAGUAAGAGGAAAACCUUAUACGUUCUGUGUCGUUAAGAGAAUACGAUUUUCGUUUGGUUUCACCUUUUGUUGUCACUGUUCUGAUAUCUGCGAUCGUAAAAAAGGAUUUCCUCUCUACGUUUAGUGAUGGUAGGUAAUCUAGUAGUUCAAUUUCAUUGUCGAUCUUACCAGCAAAAUAAUAAUACUAAAAGUGAUGAUGUGGCUGUGGUGGUGGUGGUUUAAUAUAACAAAAGUAGGAAUCCUAACUGGGUAAACCAGUUGGCUAUUCACAAGUGCCUGCCCAGUGUCCGGGAGGUCAUAAGUCUUGGUUUCUAUCAGGGACGAAGGAUUUCUUCUUUGUCUCAUCCUCGUGGCAUAAUGGUUGUUAAAGCUUUCUUUAUUGGUGUGUCGUAUGUAAGGAAAACCAAUAAUGUGCCUGUUCCAUUGACUUUAGCAAUACUCCUCUAUUAUUAACAACCACGAUAAUAUCAACGGUAACAGCACCGACCACUACCAACACUUCCGACUUAGAACUCCACAGCUAGACUACAGCUAGAAACACUCACAUAACCAUGAACUGAACCACGAACACUAUCACCAGCCACCGGUCAACAUCCCCCAUCGUCACCUCUUGAGCAGUGCUAAACAUAAUUCAGCCCUCAUUACUUGAAUCUUACUGAAGUUUUAAGAUGCAUGCGACCACUGCAAAUGCCAAAGUUGCAAGUCAGAAUUGCAUCCUUUUUGGUAUUAAAAAACCAUUCUUGUUUCUUGUAGACACCAAACCGAAAUCCAGUUUUAAUAUCCAGGAGGUUAAUAAAGAGAGUGAAAGUAGUUGCUUUUUUCUAAGAUAAAAUAUCUAUCUAUUUUUUAUAGGUUGUCAGUAAGAGUUGUAUCCUCUGAAAGAGCAGGUUCUGGCAAGAGCUUGGUGGUUCGGCGACUAAGUGAAAGCUUACUUGAAAUUGCAAACAACUCCCUUGUGACUAGUUACCUCAGAGAUAUGGAGGCAGAUGUGCCCAUGUGUAUCAGCGUCCCAAUUUAUGGACCAACUGUCGAUCAGUGCGCCGUUGUAGAGUCAUUGUUACCGCACGUGAUUGUUCCUGAUCUGCCACUUUCCCGAAUUUUUCAUCUCGACGUCCAUCCGUCGGUAAUAAUUGUUACAGUAUUAAUAAACAAGAAGAAUUUUUUACGGUCUCUGAAUAUAUUUCACGUUUUAAUGUGUGUUAAAGCAAGGUUCGCACAGUCUUGAAAAGUCCCUUAAUUUUAGAGGAAGUCCUUGAAAAGUCUUUGAAUUCCAUUUUUCCUUGAAAAGUCCUUAAAUUUCUGUGCAAGUUCUUGAAAAGUCCUUGAAUUUUCUUCAACUUUAAAUGUAGUGGCCUGGAAAGUGUUUUUUGAUGCUGUUUGGUUGUCCAACACAGAAUAUAAAUCAUAGCUCAGAAAAUUAAAAGGCUAUUUACACGAAGUGAACUGAAAACUGUAGAGAAUUUGGUGAAGCAAACAGUUCAAGCCUUAAAGCGUUAUUAGAAUAGACUGGGAAUGUGCAUUUAUGUACAUUCUGUGAAAUUAUAUUCCUAGUUGGUGGUCCUUAAAAAUCUAAUGUGGCCCUUGAAAAGUCCUUGAAAAAUAGUUGCAAUUUUUUGUAUGAACCCUUCAUAGGACACAACCUUAGAACGUUUGAAUCGCACAAGAAAAAAACAGCAACACGAAACACGUCAGCUCUUAAACACUGAAUAAACAAUGUGUCUGCAGCAGGGCUCGAAAAAAGACCCGUCCGGUUGUCCGGGACAAGUAGACAUUUUUGCUGGGGAAAUUAACUUUUAAAGUUCACCUGCCCAGUGGAUAAGGGUGCAAGCAAGUCUACCUCUAACUAAAUCAUAGACGAAACUAAGACGAGGAAGAAGUGGUCCCAGGCAAGCCAAAUGUGAGAGAUGCUUGCCCGAAGGACAAGUUGGAACGCAAUUUUUUUUGCGAUCCCUGUGCAGCACUAAGAUAAGCAAAAAGUUUAUAUUUACGUGAUUAUACACUUAAAAUUAAUAAAUGUCCAGAUGGGGAUCGCACCUAUGUAAAUUUAAAAAAGUUCGUUAUAUAUUUUCAUAGGUAAAGAGUGGUCUUGACUCUCUUUUGUUCAAUCUGCUGAUCCUUGGUGUUUUGAAGAGCGGUAGUGGUCAGGUCUGGAGACGUAGACUAUCUGAUUUGUAUGUGAUUGAACUAACCACGGGACCAACACAAGUGGACAACGAAACCUUUCAACGGCAAUUGAAGACCCCUAAGGUAAGUUGCCGUCCAGAAAACGCAUUCGUCAUCAGUACGGUGCAAGUGCUCUUGUGAAAGACUAUGAGUUUUAUCCUACUGUAUUUGUAUCCUCUUUGCACAGAUUUUUUAUCACUUUCUAGGAGGCAACCUGCCUCGGGUGCUUUUUAUUUUGUUUUACUUUUUUUCUUUCUCUCAAUUCUUUUCUUUAGUUUGGUGGUGCAUUAAUAAGCAAAGGAUUUAAUGUACACAGCGGUUUUUAGUUUAUACGUCAUGUUUCGGAUGCUACAAGACGAUUUUGACGUUGUUUGGUCAAACCACUGCAAAAUUCUGUUGGAACUCGACUCAUGAAUAGCAAAUUAUCCUCGAAAUGAGAGUCGAUUACGAUCUAUAUUAGACCACUCCAGACAGUGAUUCUGAAAGUGAGAAUAAGCGGAAAUAAAAGGUAAAAAGGUUAUCUUUGGAAGGCGUUGACACCAUCAAUUAUCUACUCCGUAGCGUGUGGACUCUAGAAAAGGCAAAGCAGAACCUUUUUACAGGCUGCUGCCGACUAUUGAAUGUGGAACACCAAUACAAACAUUAAAGAAGUUAAGGACACAAGAAAUGGGUAAGCGAAAACAUUCAUUAAAUACUCUUUAUACUUUUUUUUUUGUUCGCGGAGUCAUCGAGCUGAUGAGUGACUUUGCAUUAGAGCACAAUCCCACGUUCGAACAUGUUUUUAGCAGACCUGUGCGCACAGACUCAAACUCUAGAAAAAGUUGGUUGGACUGAGAAAUUGUGCUGGCGUUUUCCAUCGUUAAUUGACAGCAGCAUUUUUUUCUUCGUUUGACCAAUGUUCUAUAACUGCGCGAUUUUUCAAUAUCGUUUUAGUUCGCUAUCUGGUGGUAAGCGAGGGUAUUAUUUCAUUCUUUGCGAUGAAUAUUGCCAUUUAAACAUGCCCCUUGAGUGUUAAACAUUAAAGUAACUUAAUUUUGAAAGUGUAAAUUGCAUUAAUACUAAAUGGCUUGUAAGGAUUUUGUUUCUAAUAUGUUGAUUGUUUUCAAAAGAAAGGAGGCAGGUAAUGUGCAUGUCUAUUGAAAUGUUUUUUAUUCUUUGAAAUUUUAGAUGACAGUCGCAACCCUCUAUUCGACAAUGCUGAAUUUAAAAGCUCAUAUGUUCAACGGGCGUUUCAGUAUCUUAAGUUUUGGGAGUCAGCAAGAGAGAACCUGAAUCAGUUCUGGUUUAUACCUAGUCAGGUGAUGGGUGACCAUGCAGAGUGUAUAGAAACGCUUGUAAGGUACAUUGUAUUUCAGAGACUUCCGAUUGGUGGAGCAAUGAAGAUGGUUAAAUUGUCUUUUAUUGUCACCGCUUGGUAGUUUACCAUUUAAAACCAAAUGGAUUGCUUUUUAUGCUAGAGAUUUAACAACAGCCUUAAAGUUUUUAUAGGUGCAAUUCAUGAGUUUUAUUAAGCUUGGUAAGCAGCUAAUGGCAGGAGUACUUUCCGUUUAUUCUUCUCUUGAAACGAUGCCUGGAUGUGCAUUAGGAUUUAAUUGUGUCAGUGGCUCAUCAAUUUAGCCGGCAGAAUUUUAGUCUUUUCUCAACCUUAAUCUUCUUCAAUUACGUAAUGCCUUUUCUCCUAUUUUUCGUUUUUGUACGGGACACAACUACUAGUAAAAGGGGAAGUCAGUCGUUGUUUACUUAUUUUCUUUUAGAAAUUGCGGUGUUGAGGACCCUUCAUGGGCUGAACUCCGUCACUUUGUGAACUUCCUAAAUUCUCAGCUCCAAGCUUGCGAGGAAAGUACGUUUUGUAACAUGGAACUUGUGGGAGACACCCUUGAGGGAUUUAGAAGCUUUGUGGUCCAAUUUAUGAUCCUUAUGUCACGGGUAAGAAGAAUGUAAAAGGUGGCCAUGACGCAGUAAUGUUACUGGCACAAUAGAGAAGAGAGGGGUGACGUCACAAAAAUUAAAAUUUGUAAAAAUUAUGGGAUAGGUUGGCAUAUUCAGAAAGAGCGAGAUGAAAAAUGUCCACUUGCUAAAAAUCAACCUGUUAGUGCAAAUUGGUGGGGAGAUAUAAGCAACGUUGUAUCUUCCCACCAAUCUGCGUUAACAGGCUGAUUUGUAGCGAGUGGACAUUUUUCACCUUGUUCUUUCUGGAUAUGCCAACCUAUCCCAUCAUUUCACAAACCGUAAUUUUUGUGACGUCAUCACUUCUCUUCUUCAUUCCGCGUCGCUAACCGCCACCCUUGUAGGUACUGUGUGUAUUCCUGAGGGAAAUACGGACACCCCGUUAAUACGGACACUAGGCUGAUUUAGCAACAGAACGGGAACGUCAUUUGACGACGGGAAAGCGCGCGAAAACGACUAAACUCUAGUUCUGAUGUCCAAUUUGUCGUUCUGCCAUUGGUCAAACCAGUUGUUUGAUUUACGCGCGCCGUCGUCAACUGACAUUCCCGUUCUGUUGCUAAAUCAGCCUAUUUUCUAUUACCCCUUCAGUGUCCGUAUCAGUGGGGUUUGACUGUAAUUGCUGCUUACUCAAUGAUCGCUGAUCUCCGUAAUCAAAAGAAAUAACUCUUCAACCACCGUAACGUUCGCAUCGAUCGUUGUGAACAUAUAAAGCCGAGUAAACCUCGCAAAUGAAUGUCUCUAUUUCCUUUCCAAUGGUAUUAAUACCUUCAUAACGUUUGGAGCGGUAAUAUUCGCGUUCCUUAAAGUGACUGCUGUUUUUUAAAGGAUUUUGCUACGCCAUCUCUGAACUGUUGUGAUACACCUGUCGAAGCCCGUGUUGAACGCGAUGACGAUGGUGCCGAUGAUGACGAAGAAGAUACAGCUGUCGUUCAGUUGUCUUUGAGAAGACACUGGGAAACCAGGUAUGAUGUUACACCAUGUGGUAUCUUGCCACGUUCGGUUUCGUGUUUCACACCUAAAUUUUGAGUUAUGUGCAGUUCGCAAAAUGGUAAGAGUUCAUCAUUUCCACAUUAAAGCUAACGUCCUUUGUAAACCAUGAAGUUUGUAUCUAAGUCAAAUUCACGGAAAAUGGGUGCACGUUUUGCUAAAAUUUAAACACGUUUAAAAGCAAAUUGAAUUUCUCCUUCUGUUUUUGUAAACUUAAUUCCUUCUUUCUGUGAUUGUCUUUUAUAAGUGUGUUCAUGGAUUUCAUUGUUUUAAUACAGUUCACACCCCUACAUAUUCUUUAAUCAAGAUGGCAUUACCAUGACGUUUGUUGGCUUCCAUAUUGACCGAGAUGGCAAUUUAAUUGAUCCAGACAGCGGCGACCUCAUCCAGCGUAAUUUAAUGUCAAGGCACUUGCGCACUGGUCUGUUUGUCCAAAAGGUUGACAUGGAAACCAAUUACGAAUCUUGGGGAAAGUAAGUAAUAUAUUUCUCCUGUGAUUUGAUUUUGUAGAUCUAGAUUAUUCUACGCUACCAUUUUGGCGUGGUAUCGCUGCAAGAUGUGAUAAGGUUCAUACGCUGUGUUUUAUUGCACACAGGGGAGACAAAAUCGAGAAGCUUUGUGGAGUGAUGGGUGUUGAAUGGCCCUAUGAUCCGGAUGACGCCUACGAGCUCACCACAGACAACUUUAAGAAAAUUCUGGCCAUCCAUAUGCGUUUUAGGUAGGGUGAAAAGUUAAGAAUAAGCGAUGAUUUUUACCAGUACCUUCACACCCAUGAAACACCAUUUGAAUGUACGAGCACAAAAAUCAUCACUUGCCCCUCACCCCUUCCUCGUUAUUCCUCCGAGGUGGUCAAAUCACCAAAAUGAGAUAGUCUUCCCUACUCACAAACAAUUUGAUCAAAAUUUAAUUUUUCUCCUCCUUCUCUACCACCUGAAUUUUAUUGUCUUCCUUCCUCCUUCAUCACAGACCGUCACAGUGUAAGUGUCGUCCUUACUUUUCCGCUAUCAGUACCACAGUUUAGGUCUCCUCCUUUCUACUCCACAAUAACCAACGCCAUUUCAUUGUCGCCCUUCCUCGUCCCUGACAUCCCCACAAUUUUUUUGUCGUCCAUCCUCUUUGACUAAACCGCCACAAUAUUAUUGUUGUCUUUCCUCGACCACCACAUCGCAACAACUUUAUUGUCGUCAUCAUCCCUUCACCAGUUUUAUAGUCCUUCUUCUUCCUCCACACCAGCGCCACAAUUUUAUCGUCUUCCUUCCUCCUCUAGAGCACCAUAAUUUUUCUGUCAUCCUUCUCCUCCACCACACCACCACAAUUUAAUCGUCCUCCACCACCACCUUCAAACUACUGCCUUUCCACCUCAACCACCCGCAUCAUCACCAUCUCAGCUUGCUCAGGAGAGGUGAACAAUAGUCUGUGCUGUUUAGUUAACUUUAAUAGAACCGAGUUAUCUUUGCCUUUAAUAAGAAUAUAAAAAAGAAUUCGGCGAAAGUUUUAUUUAGGCCAAUCCUAAUUAACUAAACGAUCUUCCUUAGUAAUGUUUAUCUGUGAUCGUUUUAUGGCCGCCUUAAACCACUGAAUAGGCCCAUAGAAAUUUCGUAGAUUUGUAGUAGCGGGUAAGAGUGGGUAGACAAGUGCGUUCUUUCUCACAUCAUCUUCAACCCAUUCUACAGCUAGUAAAAAUGCUUAGUCCUGCUUGGGUGCUGUUGAUGCAGUCUCAAGUUUGGCCAGCGUCUUAGUCUAUUUGGUUUUUUUUUUUGCACUGAUUCAAAUGAAGAUGUGGUAUUCCUGUGGUGGUAAUGGGCGAGACAGGCUGUGGGAAAACCUGCCUUAUUCGUUACAUGUGUGGCUUACAGUCAGGACCCGGAGGACCAAAAAACAUGCUGCUUAUGAAGGUAGAUAUCUUUUUACUGUUAUUUGUAUAUGGUUGCGUGUGUGCAUGUGGGGUAUGGGUCCAGGGAGGUUCCUUUUUUUUUUUUCCUUCUUUACUGUUCCUUUUUCGUUUGGCCGGGAACGCAGACGUAUUUUCGGUUGUCGCUUUUGUCCGCCCGAACAGUGACAUCUGCGAGCCUGAGCCGCCGAAGGAUUUCUGUGAUGUAAUACCUUUUGUUUUGUUGAUUACCACUGAGAUAAAAGAAUAGAGUUACAGGUCGAGUGACUCCUGCACGUCCUCGGGCGCUGGCGUGUCUAGGAAUUUGGCGAGCGUUUUAAUACGCUUUGGGCCGUGAAUUUUGUGACCACGACCGAAACGUUCUGAUAUCAACAUUUACGAAUGUGAAUCAGUGAUGCUUUCUUUGUAGAGAAACGUAUCCUAAAGCUAUGGAGAAAAACUGUUACUUUGGUGCUCAAUAAUCGUUACCAUGAAAAGAAAAAUAAUGUGAUGUCGCGUGCGGACUCGCAUCUAUCUUACCAUAAUAGAAAGUACAAAACAAAACUUCCUUUUUCGUUUGAAACAAAAAAGGAACAAAUGGCGAUUAACAUUGGUACGAGGUAAACGAACGACUUUUCGUCACCAGAAUAUUCCCUUGUGAUGAAAACAACAAGACCUUAUCAAUCUUGAUUCUCUAAACUCCAUAGGCAAAUAGACGAAAGUAUCCCUCUUCUCUUCUUCAAUAUAUUUUAUGGAAUCAUCCUUGCGUUUAUUUCAUCUAUAAGCUUUCGUUAACGCUCCAUAAUCUUCCGUUGCUGUUACGACUUGAAGGUAUUGCAGACACAUGUGGAUCAACGCGCACCAAUGCGUUUGAGAGCUAACCUGUGGGUGACUUUAAUUUCUACGUGACAGAAAAUGUUUAGCAGCUUGGACUCGCAGACGUUACGUUUUCGGUGUAGAGAAGCAACAACCAGAAAUACCUCAACGUUCCCAGGCUUUUUUCGACUUUUUUUUUUACUAAAGUGAGGGAAUUGUUUGACCCAACUCAAUAAAACUCACCGAGCUGAUUAACGUGGCUCGUACGAUAAUGGACUACUUGAAAGAUGGAUACGAACAAAAAUUGCACGCGACAAAGACAGGCUGCAUAUAUGUUAAGGUUUUGGCCGAAAAUUUAUCUGAUUACUGAAAAAUCUCUGAUUAAUAUGCUAUUCUCUUUUAUGUAAGAACGUAAGACCGUAGUUCUGAAAGCCAAAUGCGAAAUAGACCCGAUUCGUAAACAAACAGGGCUUGUUUCUAUUUCGGCUUUUUCCUAACUUACUUCGUCCAGAAAUUCCGCCACUUCUUGAUUAGUUGUUAGACAGGAUUAGUGAGGAACAUAUAAAAUAUACAACUGACGCCUUUUUAUUGUCCCUUUCCCUUGUGAUGUUCAGUAUCUUGUUCUUACAUUUUAGGAAUUAAAAAGAUUAGUGAACAGUCAGCAAUUCUAGUUGAAUUAUGUGUUGACAGGUUCAUGGAGGUACAUCCUACAAAGAUAUUGAGAAGAAAGUAGAACAGGCUGAGGCUAUGGCCAGAGUGAACGAAGGCCUUAACAUGGAUACAGUGCUGUUCUUUGAUGAAGCCAACACAACAGAUGCUCUAGGGAUGAUCAAAGAGGUCAUGGUGGAUCGCAGAAUCAAUGGCAGAAAAAUCGGAGUUGGGCUCAAAAGAUUGCAGUUCAUUGCAGCAUGUAAUCCUUACAGAAAGUAAGUGUACAACUCCUUAGCUUUUCGAUCCUCUUACUAUUAGUAAAUAUACUAGUGAUAACCAAAGGUUACGGAGUGCGGGCGACAACGAUCGAAGGUCAAAGCGUUUUUGCUCUAUCGCUGUGCUUUCCGUAAGUUUCACUUGACAGAUAUUCAAAACAGGUGUGAUCAGAUUACGAGUGAUAGAAGCUCCAAACGCGCGUGAUCAAAUUAUGUUCUCUGCAUUCUAUUCAGUCUUAGUGGAAGUCCAAACAAAUGCUGACUACAUACGCGCGACGCAUGCGUAAUACCAACCUGGAGAUAGGAUUGCGGGCUCCUCUUGUCGCCCGCAACAAAUUAAUGCAUCUGUUUUUUAUCAUGUAGACAUACAGAUGAAAUGAUCCAUAAACUAGAAUCAGCAGGCUUGGGUUACCAUGUUACAACUCAAGAAACACAAGAUCGGCUUGGUAAGACAUAACAGACAGAAAUUAAACAUUCCGAUCGCGGCAUGGCUUGUAAGAUAUUGUAAAUCCUGCAUUAUUAUGGCGUUUUUACUACUCAAAACAUUUUGAGCACAUUUUUGACAUACAGACACGGUCCUUUUUCACGUUUAGGGGGUCAUACUCCACUGUCAGGUAUUCAAGUCGUAAUUGAAAUCACCAAAUUUCCUGUGUCAAAUGCAACUGUGUGAAAAAAAAUUGAUAAUAAACAAUUCUUUGUUAAUACAUAUGCUAAUAGAAGAAACUUGGUACGUUAAACUAACGUCAGCCAGAAAGGUUUUGUGUUCAACUGAAACCGAAUUAGAUUUCACCCGCAGACUGAAAACGGUUUGCUUUGUCAAAUUUAUUUUCAGAAAAUAAUACUUUAUUUGCUUUAUGUUUAUGUUAGGACGUAUUCCUCUCCGUCACCUGGUCUACAGAGUCCAUUCUCUGCCAGAGAGCAUGCGUCCUUUAGUCUGGGACUUCGGGCAAUUGAAACCUGAAAUCGAGGAGCUCUAUACGCGUCAAAUUGUCAGCAGAUUUGUAAGUGGAAUUUAUGUCGUGUGACAUAGCGUUUCAGUGUUUUUUUACCAAAUAAAGGAAUGUACAUACAAGCCUUUCUUUUCGAUGUAGUUUCCCCUAAUAUUACUUAGAUGUUCUUUGCCGAUGUUGUUGUUGGUUUAUAUAUAUAUAUAUAUGUAAAAUUUCUUUUAACUUGAAUAUUAAGGAAUCGAUUUCUAGACAACACGCCUUGGAAAAAUCAUAGUUAUCAUUUGUCGCUAUCGACAUUAACAUGGCAGAAGUAAUAUACUGUCCAAUUAAUGUCAUACUUGUGGCUUUGAAAAAUGACCUUGGUGUUUUUAAAAUGUUCCCGACAGUUACUCAUUUUUGUCUUUCAUUUACUUACUUUACUUUCUUUUUUCUUGCAAGGUUCUUCAAGAAAAUCAGAUUCCAGGGGAUGAGUUACUGGUUAAAGCUCUGACAAAAGUGCUAACAGCUUCUCAGCGUUACAUGAGAGAACAAACGGUAAAAGAAUCGCUGUUUGUUUUCUUUGUUGAUGUUGGUUUCCACGAAUGUACUGUUCAAUUCUAUAUAAGUUUAACAAAGUAUGCGUGCGUUCUGAUUGUAACGGUUCUGCUUGUUAAUGCACAUUUAUGCGUGCAGUUAUGUCGCCUGAAUUUGUACUUAAAGCAGAUUUCUUUGAAACUUCUGUUAAUUCUUGGUAUCUCGAGUCGCUAUUAGCUCGCAUCUCUUAACAGUUCUUGUUUGAGUGCGAUUGCCAUUAAUUUGUUUUUCGUGGUUUCUAAUCAAUUACCUGUUGUCUUACUCCAACAGCUCCUUUUUUUCGUUCUAUAUUACAUUUUUUACCUAUUCUACUACUUUACACCCUUUCCACCUGCCCAAGUGAGUACUUUCUAGGACACAAACCUGGAAAAUGUUUGUUCGCUUAACUCAAUUUUGUAGGAUGAAUGUAGCUUUGUCAGCCUUCGAGAUGUGGAACGUGCAAUGAGAGUGAUGGUGUGGUUCUACAACCAUCGCGAUGCUCUUAAUCCUCUAAUGGAUGAAAACAUUGACGUGGAGGAUGAGGAAAGUGAAGACGAAGAUGAGGACAUUGAUGAGGAGGAGGAGUAUGAGCAGGAUGAUUUGGAGACGGUAAAGUGGAUUUGUCAAAUAGACGUAGUAGAAAUACUAAAAAAACAAAUUCUAAGUAUGUUCUUGAGAGAUGUAAUAGAAUCAAAAAAGGCAACUUUCCGCUCAGUUAAGAAUAUAUUUUUCUUUACUUAAAACAUUCUUCUGUGUGCAGAAAGAAGUGCUUUUCAGGUUUUCAACUAUCCCCUGUCAAUUUUUUCUUGCAGCCCAUUGAUGACGUGUCACGUGCCCUGAUACUUUCACUUGGAGUGUGUUACCAUGCAAGACUUCAAGAAAGAGAACCUUAUCGGCGUGCUGUGGCGCCCAUCUUUUCCCAUCCUUGCCAACUACCAGGUGGACAUGAGCGUAUUUUGCAGGAAAUAACAAGGUAGAUCGUAGAAGUUCGUUUAAAUACUCUCCGACUAUUCAAUGUAUUAUUUAGUCGUAUUGUACCGAACGUGCCUUAUCAGCUACCGCAUCAGGGAUUGCACUGAACUAUCUGCAACCAGUGGUUGGCCUUGUAACCUUAAUGUUUGUUUUUAAGGUUGUUACGCUAAAAGGGAAUACGUUGACGACAGGCUGCGGUGUCUCCAGCAGUUCUAUUAGCUUAAGUCUUGACUUUUUUUCAGUGACAUUUUGAGGCUUUCUAGAAUAUGUAUAAAUAGAGAAAUCGUGUGAAAAAGGCAGAAACUAGUUAAGUAAAGUAGUAUACAAGGAAUGAAAUCAUCCCUGUUUUGGGGAGAAAUCUCAUUAAGGGGGGCAAGAAUACAUAAGGGGCGUAGCCAGGAUUGUUUUCACAAAUUUCCAAAUCCCCUAUCUCCCCAACCCUUUAAAGUGCCGAAACUUUUUCUGGUUCCUUGAUUAAAGGUGACACUACGUUGUAGACCUGAGCGUUCUUUACUGUAUAUGAAAUGACGUAAAUUGUAACAUUCUUGCGCCUUUUUUCUGGUCUUCGACUGAAGAACCUACAACUACUACUACGUUCUACCUGACGGACUGUAUUGAGCGUUUGCUUGAUUUUGCCCUAGUUGGUUCACUACAAAGACAGGCCGAAGUGAAAACAACCCUUUCAACUUUAUACCAUCCCAGCUUGCAAUCUGCGCGUUGUUUGAGCUAAAAAAAUAUAAUAUUUCAAAGAAAUAAGCAGAGUUAAAUGAGUUGAGGCAAGCUGUGCUUUUUUUAACAAACACCUUUUAUUAUCUCUCUUGCUUUAUAUAUUAAUUUUUCUUUUCUUUAUUACCGUAUUUUCUUGAUUAAACGCUCCCGGCGUUCAUAUAAAAAUCAGCAGUUUUGACCCGGCGUUUUUUCGAGGCCAGCUAUUAAUCGGGGUCCGGCGUUGAUUAAUCAAAUGCAAUUUUUUGUCAUUUUUUCAGGCUAAUUUAUCAUUACCCGUCUUCGGAGACUCAGGGGUAGUUUAUCAAGGCGGGCGGGGCGAUUUUUCCCUUCGUCUUGCCCCUGGAUCUUCGAGGAUGAUUACCGUACGCACAUUACCCAAAGUUGCAGUAUUAUGGUACCGUACAUUUUGCUGUGCAGCAUCUAUCCUAAAGUUAUGCCGGUAUUUUUUUAAAUUUUUGAGAUACCAAUUGAAAACAUUAUAAUGUUGUUGGUAAGUCCUAACAGUGCUGUUCAAUGCAAGAAAUUAUUUGUUCUUGCAACUGGACCUUGUUACCUUUGCCGCAAAUAAACGCAGAGACCUCGAACAAACGCUGGGGCUAAUUCUUGAUCUUGAUUCAUUGAUUCUUGGCGCGCAAAUCGUGUUAUUUAAGGCAAACUGGCUCUUUCUACUACCAAAAAACAAAAACAUUUUUUUAAACUUUCCCUUCUCCCUUUUUUCCGUCUCCACACUUCUAUUGCUUUCUCACCACCACAACAUUUCUAUUAUUUUCUCUCCCCCGCCACCAUCACCACGUUUCUCUUUUAAUGUAUUUAAUGUAUUCCACUGCAAGUUAAUGAGAUUCCGCAACAACAAGGCUAUGACGUCAUCGGCGUUUAUGUGUUCCUGCCCUAGUUAAUGAGAUUCCUGACCUAAAAAUGGAUAAUGUCAUGCUUACUUUACUACUCAGAAACUAACUCAGCUAGCAGGGUUACAAAAUGAAUAAGAUUGAUGAUUGCUUCUGCAAGCAUUUUAAUGGAUUUAUGCUUAAUACUGCUGCUUUUUUCUACUUUCGUCGACACCAGAUGCCAAAAAGCAGUGUUGAACGAGCUAGACCUGGACCAUAAUAUCGCACGAAACACAGCACUGAGUGAGAAUGUGUUUAUGAUGGUGGUGUGCAUUGAACUCAGGAUUCCGUUGUUUGUGGUUGGUAAACCAGGCAGCUCUAAAUCUUUAGCCAAGACCGUUGUGGCUGCUAACAUGGAAGGAGAUGCUUCAAAGUCUGAUCUCUUUAAGACCUUUAAACAGGUGACGAUAAUGUUUUGGACAAAUGAUCACGAGCUAUUGUUGGUAUAUAUUGAUAGUCGACUAAUUAGAAUUUCACAGAGCGCUAAGUAUCUCUUAUAAGAACGACAGAAAUGAGGAGAGGAAAGAUCACCGCAGGACUUUUUAGCUUAAUGUCUUCUUCGUGUGUGUUAAUCCUAGUAUUGUAUCUUUAAAGACUCAACAUUGCCCAGCAUUGUCCGUCAUGUUCUGUGGUUCGCUAUUCAUGUAUGCUAAAUUCAUGUUCCACAAGGUUCAUAUGGUGUCUUAUCAGUGCAGCCCUCUCUCAACUGCGGAAGGGAUCGUUGCGACUUUCCGUCAAUGCAGCAAGCUGCAGAAAGACAAAAACCCAGACAAAUUCGUCUCAGUUGUGGUCUUAGAUGAAGUUGGCCUCGCUGAAGACUCGCCUCUUAUGCCUCUUAAAACGCUUCAUCCUCUUCUGGAGGACGGUGUUAGUUCCACUGAUGACAUCAUAGAGGUGGAAGAACAGAUUCCUGAAAGAGUGGCCUUUGUUGGAAUAUCCAACUGGGCCCUUGAUCCUGCAAAAAUGAAUCGCGGUAUCAUGCUUUCUCGUGGGCUUCCAGACACAUUAGAGCUGGUGGAAAGUGCAAUGUAAGAUCUCCUUUAGUUUGAGACUUAGAGUUGUAUUCGUAAGUAAAGGAAGGCGCACUGAACUUCUCGCUUUAGUUUAACGAAAAAAAAGUCCCUGACAGUGCCCCUAACCCUGCUAAAAAUAGGAGCUGCAGAUUAUAGGGACCAGUAAAGAUAGAGACAGGGCAGAUGCAGACCAGAGUAAAUACUUUUUACCAGAUAGACAUUAUAGGACCGUUUCCUUGUUACUGUUCUUGUCAUACUAGAUGUCUCACUUUAUAAAAAUUUGCUAUCAGCAAAAUGGUGACUGUGUUGAAAGCAGACCAGUUUGUUUAAACGUUGAUCGUCAAAUGAGAAAGACAUUUUUGUAGCUGAAAUAUAAAUUUUAAGGUUCAAUUAACAAAUUUAUGGCUUGUCAGGCAUGGGUGGAGGAAAGUGCUUACACCUAAACUUCAUGUAGAUAUAAUCAUGGGCCAAUUUGAUUAGCGUGAUCCAUCUUCGUUCUGUUGCUUAGGGGCAUUUGUGCAACUGAUCAAAGAGUGCAGAACUUUGUUGCUCCACUUAUGAAUCCACUGGCGAAGGGUUACAGUAAGUUGUACGAUAGUCAGAGACGGUCGGAAGCUCUUCAAGAGUCCAAAAAGGAGGAGUUCUUUGGGCUUCGUGAUUUCUACAGGUAGGGAUGUACAAAGUGCAGUACAAUGUUUCAGCUCAUUUAUUUCAAUCUCUUCUUACAAUCUGCUCAAGGUUCUUUUGAGAAGAGUAGAAUGUCGGAAAUGGCCUAUUUCAUUCAUGAAGUGGUUAUGUGUUGGAAUUUAAGUUUAUUUCAGUUGGACAAUUUUCAAACUUGUUGGACAUUUUAUCCCGGAUCAUCGUUGUAACGUAGAUAACGUAGGGAAAUUGAAAUUAAAGUGGUUUAAAAAUGUUCAGAUAAACACGAGCUAAAGUGUGCAUCGUUUAAGUUAAUGUUCAGAUAAAACAAGAGUCGAUUGAAUCUUUUUUUUUUAUGUCUGAUUUUAGCCUGGUUAAGAUGGUGUACAAAAUAGCUAAGGAGCAUAGGCGAGAGCCGCGUUGGCCAGAAAUCGAACAAGCGAUCAGAAGGAAUUUCGGGGGACUGGAUGAGAUUGACCCAGUGAAAAUCUUUAGGAAGUUCUUUCCUUUUAGUAGAAACGACAAGGUAGGAGUGCUGAAAAAUUUGGUUGUUUUACAUUUGCCUGCGAAGCUUCCACCAUAUUUCACAACUAGGUGGCUGGUGCACUCAAGUCCUUCAAGGUUAAGUUGGACCGGCAUUCUUUGCGCAAACCGUCAAGCAGAGUUGUCAGUUACGUCAGUUAGCAAUCAACCUUCCUUUUUGAUUUCGUAGAAUGUAGGGUUUUACGGUAUGUCUUUUAAUGUAAGUUAUCUUUCAAGAGGACUUGUCGAACUCGUAAAAUGGACAGAAUGUUACCAGGGUAUAAAUGUACUUUUCCUUGAAAGGAUAUAAUAGUAAUACUCGUUAUCGUCUCAGUACAUUUCCGAAACUAUGCAGAGAUUUCUUCAGUGUUUUUUGUGAUUCUUUGCAUUGUUACUCUUUUUUGUAGAAGGAGCAAAAUAAAGAUGCUUUCUCUGCAGUGAACCUGAUCAAAGCCAGCCUCGAACGCAAAAUCUCCGGAGGGUAUGAAAAUUAAUAGGAGAGAUUACACUGCUGCGCUUAUGCACGAAAUAAACAAUUUUAUUCCCACUUGACAUUUGUCGUGUUUCAUUUCAUUAGAGAGAGUCGAUAUCUGUUGGUGCUGACAGAGAACUAUGCAGCCUUGCCUAUUGUUCAGCAGGAGCUACACAAAAAAGGCGAAGAACCUGUCGUAAUUUUCGGCAGCAGCUUCCCCAAGGACCAAGAAUACACUCAGGUACCAACAGCUGUAUUAAAAAAAAAAUAGUGUUGUUUCUCAUGAAAUGGAUGUUCGGUGAAUUACACUGUUUCAUUGGUAAGAGUAACCUCUCUCUACCUCGCAGGCUUCUGGUUUGUAUCAAAUAAAACAUAGCAAUGAUUAAUAGUAAGCGCGCGACAAGCCCGUAAGCCCCUUGCGUCGUCCCCGCGCGCUUUCUUUGUUCCCUCUCCCUAAGACACAAUGAGGCAUAGGUGGCAUAGAUCUUACUGCACAGCCCAUAAAGACAAACUCUUUUCGUUGACCAACCCGUUACCUCUCAAGGACCAUCUCCCUUAACCAACUACAGUCUUUAACGGCCACCUGGGGACCGAUGUAAGUGGUAUUUGCAGAGAUAGAGCCGUUAGAGGAUAUUCUGAACAACAGACGUUUUUAAAGGUAGCUUACUGCCGUUUUCAGAACAUUAUAUCACCACUCUUAAGUCAUAAGUUCUUUCAGCUUAAACUGUUCAAAAUAUCGCUGUGAUCGCUUUAUUUUUAUCAACAAAUGUAGCGAUCUUUUGAAUGUUCAGUUGUGGUAUCGUCUCAUAUUUUUCAGGUCUGCCGUGACAUAAAUCGCAUUAAAGUGUGCAUGGAAACAGGGAGAACUGUCAUUCUCUUGAACUUAGAGAGCCUCUACGAAAGCCUUUAUGAUGCACUAAACCAGGUAUAAGUGGCUCGGAACAUUAUAUCACUACACGUUAAUCAUUAUAAUUCCAUCUUGUUAUUAACAUUUAAACUCUUUGGGCCAGGUGUUUAAACGGAGUUUAGCCAGUGUUUAACAAAACCGCGUGCGAAGCCAUUUUCAGUUUGGCAAACGCUUUUAUGUCCACACCAUUUAUCGUGAGCAGUUUCAUUAAAGCAUAUAAAGUAGACAAGAAAAGCGUUUGUUUUCCUAGCAUCACCCACUAAGGAAGAGACGUAGAGGUUCAAAGAUUUCUUAACCCGCCGUUAGUUAGAUUGCGUUGAAAUAACCGAUCCUUUAAGUCGAUCACUCGAUCAUUUAAUCCGGAAAUACAUUCAAGCGUUUUUAGGCGUAUAUCAAGCUUUAUCGACCACCUUUAUAAUGGCUUUGAUGUUUGCGAUAUAUUUCUUUAUCUGCAUUUUUCCAGUACUAUGUGUAUCUUGGAGGGCAGAAAUUUGUGGAUCUUGGCCUUGGAAGUCACCGUUUCAAAUGUCGCGUCCACAAUGAAUUCAGGUGAAACGUCUUUAGACCGUACUUACAGGCUGUAGAUUUCCCCUUUUAAUACUUAGAUAUAAUUCCUUUUCAUUGCCACGCCAAGUGAACAUAGAAAUGCCUUAAUGGCGUUAAGAUGUCAAAGAUUCGAUUCAACUACUGCAAAUGCAGCUCUUAAGUUUUCGCUGAAGGAAUUCGGGUCGUUGAAUUACCGUGCUUGUUAACAAAGGUGGUUGGGGAUGGUGUGGUUCAUGCGAUGAGGUCUGGUCAUUGUGCUGUAAGUAACGCUUACUAAUUCUUUUUUUGUCCAAACAGAUUGAUUGUCAUUGCUGAGAAAAAUGUUGUGUACAGUAAGUUUCCGAUUCCUCUCAUUAAUCGCUUGGAAAAACAUUACCUCGUGACUUCAGCAAGUCUCAGUUCUCCACAAAAACGCCUAGUGAACAAGUUGCAGGAAUGGGUAACAAGAUUUUCUGAUGUCAACAUCCCUCGUCACCAGCAAUUAAGGUAAAGACAGAAAGUCUGUCAGGAAUUUCCUAGUACUUGUUAGGGCCAAAAGGCAGGUUUUUGCGUCCGAUAAGCCCAAAGUCACACGAUCGAAGGGAAAGAAAAGGGUAGAUAGAAAGAAGGGGGAGGAGGAAAGAAGAAGAGAAGGAGCAAUGGUUGCACUGUUAGUUUUUAGAUUGGCUACUUUGAAGAAACUACUUGACGGAAGCAAGAUGUAUAUGUACGUGCAUGUGGUUAGGGACAAAUUUGGAGAUGGCAAAAAAAAUUCUCACUUCACAGAAAGAAAUACUCUUCCCUUUACAAAUGCUCUUUAGGGUACACUUUCUUGCGUUAUGUCUUGAAUUAAAAUACUGAAUUUCUUUUGUAAUAUUUUAUUCAUGUCCGACUUUUGUGAUGUCCUUUUGUUUUCGACAGGAAAUACUCCCCUGGUGACGCAUUUGUCGGUUACCAUGCUGACACAGCAGCUUCCGUCGUACUGCAAGUAACUAGCAACACUGAAGAAACCGAGUUCAGUAAUAAAGAUUUUCAAGACAAGGUAUAGUGAGGCGUAACUCGGAUGAAUUUGAGCCAGUUGGGCUCAGCCUCUAAUCUAACCUUUGUUUGGAUCUCAUUAGUUUCUGGCACAUUUUUUUAAAGCUAAGUUCUCUUCCAAACUGUUGUCGUUCAGCAUAGCCAUCUGUCUGUUAGCAAAGUGUUAUAAAACUGUUGACGAACUCACAGGAAAGCAUGCUUUUUCGUGAGAGCGGUAGAAGUACACCUUCAUAACUAGGAAAGUGAGUAUUCACUCACCUUAUUCGCAUGAUCGAUUAACAUUCGCUUGCGUUUCAGGUCUUCCAGGAAUCGAAAGAAUUGUUGUUACAAUGUGCGACCCCUGACGCUGUUGCACGUCUGCCAUCUACACACCUUAAACAUCAAGCAGACGAUCUCUGGACAGCUUACUUUACAGUACAGAAACAUUCAAGUCUUACAGCUUUUCUACGAAAUGUGCUAACAACAGAGGGAGAAAAUUCAGAAAAAGGAAGCUUAGUUCAGGUGAGCUCUGAUUUGAUCUCUCGCUUCGGUUAUUGAUUAAAAACGUAAUAAUAAUGAAUGAAUUUGUUUCAGUUAGGUUAUCAAUUGUCUUAACCACUUAACCUCUGUGUAGUGCUUGAGAUAACUUAUUUCUCCUUGCAGGUUACAACUCAUUCCAGAUUGCUGUCGUCAAAUGAUUUGCAAGACAUAGCACGUGCCACAUCUCUACCCUUGCCAAAAGUAACAUGUCUGAGUCUGCAGCAGUUCCACACGGAACAACAGUUUUGCUCAUCUGUGAGGUAAACGGAAUUACUUUCAAGUCUCAACAAUUAUAGCAUUUCUAAAUGUUAGGUUUGCUGAUCGUUGAGGGGAAGGAAGUAACUUUACUUCAUAGGUUUUGUUAGCUUUGUGUUCUUGAGGUAUUUUAGUUGUACUCAUGUCACAUCCUGUGUUUUCUUGACUCGAUUUGUUUUAUAGGUUGCUUUACAUGUAAGAAGUUAGCUUGAAACUGAAAUCUUGCAGACAAUAGUCCAAUAAAAGCCGAAAUUUUCAACACAGAGAAGUCUUACAUUUUAUCUGUGAUAACAUUUUGAUUCGCUAGGGAUUUCUUUGCAAAACUUGGUGGCAGGGAAGGACUGCUUAUCGUGCAAUGCGAUGCUGGCGAUGUAAAUCGCAAUUUGAUACCCUGUGCUCGCCACCUUCUGGUUGAACAAAGGACAACUGCCGAAGAAGAUUUCAAAGAAAAUGUUGGACAUGAUCCUUCAUCUUUCGUGCAUGUAGUUAUGAUUAUCCAACUUCCUCGUCUUGUCGGAGGUUGUGAAGCAUUUGCUGGCUUUCAGGGAGGAAGGUGGCUAUCUGUUCACAUUGACGAACUUCGACCGCCAACCGGUCACAUCCCAGCCAUUCAAUUUAUGGUGGAUCGAUCGGUGAGUGAUUUAUUUGAUGUUGCACCAACCACCACACGGGUGGACAAAAUGGACGUUGAGGCCCCGAGAGAUGACAUGGAAGUCGACGAACAGCGUGGAGAAGACAUUGACAUUGAAAUGGAAGCCUCAGAUCUAGCGUCUGGUGAUGCUAUCGUGGAUAGAGUAGAAAUCGUCAGCCUUUUGAGAAGCUGUGUUCAAGCAGCUGUUGCAAGAAUUGAUGAUGAAUCAUGGCGCCCCUCACGAUCAACACGGCGAAUUGAGCUUAUGCUGAGUCUUCUUCCAGAUGGUAGAUCGGAUGGAACUGGUAAGAGUGGCGCUAAUUGAUUUUAAUUCUUUCCUUAUUGUGACUGUCUCAAGUCCCACAACAUUAUGUAAAGUCAGUGAGUUUCAGGCAAAGUAUGAAACAGGGUAACAUCGUUGUGAUUCCUUAUGCGUUAUUAAUGCCAACUAAACAUGUUUAAUUAAACCAGGUUUUACACGGGAUUCAAAUGAAAUUCAACAUGUUUUCUAAUUUACACUAAAUUUGCAGUCAACUUCAGUCAGUAAGCACUUUUAUGGACGAGACAAUUUUAAACCGUGUUGACCUAAACUGCUUCAGUUUUAAACAUAUUUAAGCUUGGUUUGAAUUUGGCUUUAGACAACUGCCGAUGCCUGACGAUAAGCGUUUUGAUAACUUCGGAGAUAUUUUACAGUUAAAUCAUAGCUUUCACCUUGAUAUCGGCAAGACUCUUUUAUUCUUGCUUUCUAGAUCUAUCAUUUGCUACUAUUUUGGCUCGACGAAUCCACAAACUUCUUCAAGAAAAGGAUGAGCGGGCUGGAGAUAAGGCAAUUGACUGGCUACGCUCUGAGGCUUUAAGCGGUACUGGAAUCCAAGAAAAUGGAACAUUCAGGAAAGCCCUGUGGCAGAGAGUUUAUUCAUCAGUUAUUCCAAUUCUUUCUGAAGUAAUCGCUUUUGUUGACCGUGACUCCAACCUAGACCUGGUGAUGGAUGGAGGGAAUUGGCUGUCAAGUCUGUGGCUAGAUCUUUUCCAAUGUGACAAAAUGGUCAAACUUGAUUAUGAUGGCUUUUUGUCACUGGAAAGUGGCAUCAUACGGGAACGUGUUCCGGUGGUCACCUCGGGGCGUGAAACGCAGUCGUUUGAACUACAGUUUCCUUUCUCUUGGAUAAUUAAGGAAAGAAUUGAUGCCAUGUGGAGAGAGGCUUCAAGCAUAGCAGGUGAGGCUUUUUUUUUGGAAAGAGUUGUUUCCUUUUUCAGAUUGUUUCCGAAAACGGUCUACGAUCUGAUCUUGAUACUAUCGUGUCUUUUUGUCAUUAGCGAGAUCAAACACGCCAAUCCAACAGUGUUUACAAGACCUUGUAAAUAACUCUUCAAUGGGCCGUUUUCUUAACGAGUCUUGGUUAGAAGGUUACGAAGAAGCUGCAGUGAAGCGUUAUCUUCACGAUUUUGUUCACACUAUGCUGAAGCCACUAGUCCCUGAAGAGGAAAAGGUAUCAGACAUACGAUGCAGAAUUUUACUGGUAGUUUCCUAACAUCUAGCUGCUUUCACGAGUUAACUUAGCAAGAUUUAUUUACACGAUAUUCCAUUGGUAGAUUGAAAAUGAUCGUCUAUACUAUAGUCCUGACGUUUCGAUAUGUGCGGUGGUCAUCUUCAGGGUUAGAGUGAGUUGUAUCUCGUCAGUUGAUGGUAUUAAACUCUGGUUAUGGGUAUGAUUAGUCAAUUACGUCGCGGUUGUUAUUGGUCGCCUGUCAGUUAAGGUGGCUCGACUGGAUUUUUUUAGGGCGAUACCUCCCAAGUUUGAGCCUCAACUACGUCGACAUGAGUAAAGAUAUCGAAAAAAGGUUACCACAACUGUAUUACAUAAAGAUGAAAAUUUCUUAUGAUCUGGGUUUUAUUGCAAUCGGAGUCGCCAUGGCAACGUAAUGAGGCCAUUACGUUUUUCAUUUAUCCUUGUGUUUCUCUGUACCAGGAGUUUUUUGAAGAAAUCGCUUAAGGGAGUAUGUACCUGCCAUAAUUGCCUCCAUUAUGGCAAAGUUUAAAGACAUUCUAUGAGAGCGUUUUCGAAAUAUUUUGAAAUGCAGUUUUAAGAAUCAUAAAAACUGUGAAAUAGCAUGCUAGCCGCUCAAUUCGCUAAUAUAUUAAGAAAAUGAUAAGCUCUGGGAACGCGGCUUCAUCUCAUGGUGGAUUGAUUCCAUUGAAAACUGCAUACAAAAAAGAGGGGAAUUGCUCUGGGCGAUCAUGAGUAAGAAGGAUUUUAUUAACUUGCAUUCAGCUGCUUUUGAUACAGUUUUUGGAGGUAAUUUGGAGGAUAAUGGCGUCAUUACGUUGCCAUGGCGACUCCGAUUGCCAUGAAACCCAGAUCAUAAGAAAUUUUCAUCUUUAUGUAAUACAGUUGUGGUAACCUUUUUUCGAUAUCUUUACUCAUGCCGACGUAGUUAAUGCUCAAACUUGGGAGGUAUCAACCCCAAAAAAUCCAGUCGAGCCACCUUAAGCCGUGAUGUUAGUGUCUAUGAAGACUCUAAAUGUUACUGGUGCGUUUCAUUACGUUUUUGUCACAGUGGAAACGGUCGUUUAUUAUAAGUCAAACUGCCGUCGUCAGUGUUGCUUGGGUCCGUCAGUAAGUCUUUUGUUAGUUGUUGGUAACUGCUGACUUCGAUUCGGCGGCAUUUGUUUCAAGUUAGUAAACCAGUUUUCGUAAGUUAUUCCUUGGUAGUAGACGAACCAUCAAAUCGACUGGGACUCGGCGACGUGCAUUACGUAUUUUACAGACUAAAGUCAAUGAUAAAGACGUGCAUUAUACUACGACUUAAGCUAGUCUUUCUUGGAGACACUGCAACAAUAUAUUGCUAAGAGCUCACCACAAACCUUUCUUGCUUGUGUUUUUGUUUUAGCUUCUCUGUCAGGCUAUUGUCACAGCCGCACGUGAAUUGUAUAUAGAGUCAAAUUUUUCUGAGGAAUUUAGGCUCAACAUCCCUUUUAUCCAUGUGGCGUAUGACACUGUCGAGAAACGCUUGGCAAAUUUCAGCCAACUGGUUCAUGCGCAGAGGAACAUUGUAAGCCGCCUUCUAGAAGUCAUUCCGCCCAACGAAGAGGAGAUGGUAAGAAUUGGUAUAUGUUAGAUAGUCUGUUAAUGAAUAUACCCCGUGACUGUACAUUCGGAGGAGCGCAUAGGACAGAAGCAAGCAGUCUACUUGACGGUUUUCCUUUUUUGGCACGUACCGGAAGCUAUGAUUUACUAUUGCGAAUUUUUAAAUUUCCUUCAAAAUUAUAAUCGUACAGCAAGACCUUGGUCUGCACUCACAUAUGUUUUAAGGAAAUGCCAUGAUGCCGCCUGCGGCGUAAUGCUGUUCUAGGAAAAAAAUGUCCGGAAAUGCAAGCAAUGGCGAAAAUGGCGGAUCUGGCAAAAAAAGAAAUCACCAGCGGGUUGGUGAAAAUUUCAGUAGCAAAGGGUCCCUUUGAGAGUGGCGAUUUUAGCGAAAAUGGCAUAUUUGGCGACAAUGGCGAAUAUGGCAAACAUUUGCCAGCGUCUUAGCAAAAAUUCAAAUAAGAUGGCAAAGGGGCCCUUUGAAAGUGGCGAUUUUGACGAAAACGGCGAACUGUCGCCAAAGAUAUAAUGGAUGUAUGUUUCGUUCUGAAAACGUCUCUGAUAAUGGCAGUAUCAAGCGUUCGUAUCCCACAGGUUAUAAUAGCCAUUUUGAGGAGAAUUUAUUCAUUCUUUAUACCCUAUGUAAAUCAUUUGCCAUCUCAUUUGACUUGUAGCUAAGACUUUAGCGAAUGUCGCCCAUAUUCGUCAUUUACCCCGAUCUCGCCGUUUUCGUCAAAAUCGCCACUCUCAAAGGGCCACUUUGUCAUCUCAUUUGAAUUUUUCCUAAAACUGGCGGACGUUCGCAAUAUUUGCCAUUUUCGCCAAAAUCGCCACUCUCAAAGGGGAGGCUUUGCCACGUCAUAGGAACAUUCGCCAAACUUUGGCGAGAGUGCGCUAUUUUUGCCAUUUUCGCCAAAUUCGCCUUUUUCGUUAUAAUCGCCACUUUCAAACUGCCCCUUUGCCAUCUCAUUUGAAAUUUUGCUAAGACUUUGGUGAAUGUUCGCCUUAUUCGCCAAAUAUACCAUUUGGCUAAAAUCGCCACUCUCAGAGGGAACCCUUUGCUACCUCAUAUGAGUAUUCGCCAAACUUUGGCGAAAUUUUCGCCAUUUUUGCCAACGCGUGCAUUUCUGGACAUGUCUCCGAAAAGAUAUUAAGUAACUUACACUGCCUGUGAUACUUUCUGUUGUGAAGAAGGCAGCGGUUGUCGUAUGGUUUGUGUGACAUAAUGCACGUAUUUGCAGUACUCAGAAACGAAAUGGAAUAAAUGGAAAAAAUAAAAGGUUGCUUUUUGCGGUGAAUGGACUUGUAUGGUUAUUUGGGACCGCCUGUACUCCUCUUUCUUUUUGUUAAUGUAUCGUCUUUAAUCAGCAUGGUAAUACUGUUUGGUACAAGUAAAGUAGUGUUUUUGUUGUUGUUUGAAAAGCCGACUCCACUAACACUUUCUUUCAUGGUCAUGCUACCGAUUACGCCCUACUCCACAACGUUUUCACAAAGUUUAUCCAACAUUGAAUGUAACGAAGAAAGCUUUCAACUCGAGCAUGACCUAAUGACACUCCUGACUGUCUAUUUAACGAAUUUUCAGUGCUACGCUGUGGAAGGGUGUAGUAGCCUCUGGCUACUAACCUCAUGAUUUGCGAAGCGGGAAAUCCUACUCUUUGAACAAAGCGUUUACUUUGAGAAAUCCUUCGUGUGACUCUGCUACAACGCGUGCCUCAGGGCUACCCAUGACUGUUUUCUUAAAGCCACUUUUUGUACCCACUUGUUAGGUUCUUGAUGCAGUUGCCCUUCAGUUGUGCUUGUCACAGCUUGAACCAAGAGCCGAUGAGUUUGCUGAUCCUCAGACCCGCUUAGUGUGGUGCAACAGAGUCCUGGCCAUCAGAUCGAGUGCUGAGAACAUGCUUUAUAACAAAUCACAGUAUGGACCUAAAACAACUCGGAUUCUUCAUGAUUGCAGGUCUGUCACCCACAAGCUUUUAACAGCCUACUAGUAAUAUAAAAAUAAGGUUGUCAUUUUGGUAUCCAUCACCACGUUUCGACCGCUUUCUGCUGGUCUUCCACACUGACAGACCGAACAAAGACCAGCAUUACGCGGUUGAAACGUGGCGUUCAAUAACAAAAGGACCACCUUGACACAAACGAUGAUCGAACCCUUUCAUAGACAAAUUACGAUGAAUAUAUUUUUCCAAGCUAUUGUCUUCUUUCUUUGCCUUUACAACAGGUCAACUUGGCAAAGAGUGAGCGCUGUAAGACUGUUUAUAGAACACACCUGCCCAAGUUCAUCGACCUGUCAUCCAGCAGAUGUCGGAAAUGCAUUUAAGUUGUGGAAGGUGAGAAUCAACCAUGUUCUCAGGAUUCUCUCCUACUCGUCUCCCGGGGACGAGUAGGAAAACAGCCUGGGAACGAGGUUGGGUGAGAAUAGAAGGUCUCGUUGCAUUCUCGUCUUUCCUAGAUGUAAAUAAGCCAGUCACUUUAAUUUGAAACUAGCAGGAGUGUUCCAUUAAGUUUUAAACACCGAGGGUUUAGAUCUGAUUCUGGUCAGUGGACUACGCUAUAACUGGUUUUCUCGGACACAGUUUUCACAUAGCAGCUUACAUUUUUGGUGCGAGAGAGCAUCUUGCUCCUGUCAUAGCCCACUUGUAGCGAAAAGCGCAGGCCUUUUGGCGGCAAAAAAGGAUUGAAGUCUAGCUUUAACUAGAUAAAAUUUUUUUAUUCUCGAUAUUUUAGAUCAACUAGUUGGAUUUUACUAAAACAAUUAUUCCUCUCGCCCUCAUGGCCUCUGAGUCAGAGCCCAUUCGGGCUCGAGGAAUAAUUGUUAAUUAUAGUGUCCAAUAAAAACACUCUUCUUAUAGGCCUUGGGAGAGGAUACAGACUUUGCAAAGCCGCACACCAUGCGAGUCAUUGAGAAGUUUCUUGUUGACUGUAGUGAGGCUGUCAGUAAACGCUAUACCAGGUAUGAGUGUGUGUAAGACUGUCGGUUGUUGGCGAUGCGCAAGGGAAGCAUGUUUUUCUUGAUAUGAGAUUUUACGGUUUUAAAACCUAGAAUGACGGAAAAGAAAAGUAACUUUACUAUUAAAGUAUUCUUAUUGAAGAGAGGUUAUGAGAAUAAAUGAUUAACCAAGGGAAAAUGCAUUUGAUGUUUACACAAAUUCUCUCAACUCUUCAAGUAACUGUAUGGAGAAAUCGUUUUAGAGAAUUUGUAUGCGGAUAUUGGAGAUAAAAGCAUUCUCUAUUCUUGUGCUUGGAACAACCAAGUGUAGAUGCCUAAUAUGCCGGUGGUAUUAUUUUAAUCAAGAUCAUGAAUUCCUUUUCCACAGUUAUGGUGUCAACACCUGCCCCGUGUGCUUGGAAGGUUUAGUUGGGAGGGACCCGGUAAAAAUGCCUUGCAGUCACGUCAUCUGCCUACCUUGCAUUUCUGAAUGGACAUCACAGGAACGAAGUUGUCCUAUGUGUAAACAGCAAAUCCCUGAGGAUUUUAGGAUUCAAUCCACCAAAAUUAUAAGGUUAGAUUUCUUUUCUUAACUUAAGUGGUUAGUUUCUCUUUGGAGAGUUAAAUACAGAAAGUUACAAACUUGGUGACCUGCGUGUGACUUCUAACCUGCAACAAAGGAAAUAACAAACUUGUCUUACCUUACUGCUGAAAAACAAAUUUUACAGCUUAGAUCAUUCACCCGGGUUUGAAGCCCGUGGUUCUGGGUGACCUUAUAAACAGCAUAUUGACCAGAUCUUGCAAAACUAACGAACAUGAAACUAACUUUCAAAAGAUCACAGCUUUGAUUGGUAAUGUGCGACAGAUAUUAUCGUGACAAUGGAAGGAUCGAAUGGCGCCACUUAAGUUUGGUGUCUGAGACGGCCAAUUUUUCAAUAACAUCACCACUAAAUCGACAAAUCUGUCCAAUAGCCAGUGUUCAGUACUCAAUAUUUCCUUAUUUCUCAGUUGAUUUAGGGCCUGUUUACAUGGAGGUGGGGAACCCCAGGUAGGUGACGUAACCUACUUAGGUGGGGUAAGCCGCCUGUCCAUAUAAUCUCUCAUUUUAAUUUGAUCCGUUUAACAUGAUAGAUGGGGUUACCAGUACCAUAUGAGAGAUUAUAUGGACAGGCGGGUUACCUCACCUACCUGGCGUCCCCCACCUCCAGGUAAACAGGGCCUAAGAAGCAAUUGUUCGCUUUUAAUUAAGGAUGUCGUUCAGCUACAACCCAUUUCAGUUUGAACACGUUUGUCCCUGGAAAUUAUUUGCGGAAAAGAGACUCCUUUAAAAAGAAUUAAGAUUGUUUUGGAAAAUUCUUCGUUUUACAUCAAUUCCAGGAAAGCGGUCAAAGAACACUACGACUUCCGUCGCCGAUGUAACUCUUUCUUCAUGGAGCUUGUUUCAUUAUUUUGUUUUGGUGCUGAAGAUGGUGAAGGUGUAAUGGACCCUGAGUUGUUCGACAUGUUCAUGAGUUACGUGACUGAAGCUGCUAGUUCCAAAACUAAAGACUUCUCUCCUUUCCCUGAGCAUGGUAUUGAUGCAACUCCUGUGGUGAGGUCAUUUCUUCUACAGCAACUACUAAGGACCAGGUGGGUCAUGAAAGAAUCUGUUGUUUCACUUAUAGGAAACAUUCCAUUGGCCAGUGGUUCAUGAUUUGGUGUAAUUUAAUGCAGGAUUUUUUUUCGAGCAAACACUGUUUUCACAUAUUUACUUAGGGCUUGUUUUUGUCCGUAAGGGGUUUUUUAGCCUCCCACGCAGGCGUUUUUAGGGGAGGUCGUUUUUCAUCCCUCCCCACAAACGCCUACUCAAUCGAAAACAACAUAAUAAUAAUAAUAAUUUAAUAUUUAUAUUGCGCAAAAUACAUGUAAAUAUGAUCAAAUGCGCAUAAGUUCCUCUCCCAUUGUUUUGUUUGCGUGGUAAGUGACCAAUCAACAGUUUUGAAAUAGAGUGUUAACAGGCUAAACAUGUACACGACUAAAACGUGACCCUAGAGUUACCGUUUUCCUUCUUUUCUUUCCUUCGCUAAGGUUUAUGCAGUGUAUGGAGUAUUCUAAAAUUUGACUAAAUCAUACUUUUGCUGCUCUGAAUCUAACAUUUAUUAGAGGUCAGAAAGCUUUCCCAGUGUUUGAUGCAGAUCGAGUAAUUAUCAGAUUACCCUGCGGUCAAGGUCAACUUUCCAGGAUUUGGAAAGUACAAUGUGAUUGGCUAAGCUUGGGAAAGGAAGGUUGUUUUCGGUUGAGCAGGCGUUUGUGGGAAGGGAUGAAAGACGAGCUCCCCUAAAAACGCCCUGCGUGGGAGGCUAGGGGUUUAUAGGAGGGCGUAUAAAUGGAGGGGCUUAUAACAGGAAACAGGAAGAGAAAAACGAAAGACGCUUUUGCAGUGGUGAUCAAAAUACGCUUUGCAGUGCUUUUUAAUUAAGCUUCAAAACGUCUUAAUAAAUCGAAUUCUCAGGUAGACGGGCCUAUAGCUAAGGGGUGGCUAAUAAGAGGCUGUUUACGGUAUUUAUUUAUUUAUUUGCCAAGUCGCUUUGAGAGGACACUCUGUUUUAAAGUUGGACUUGACUGUGUUUUAUUCAGCCAUGAUCCUAUGACAAAUACUUACCACUGACAUCAUAGACUUGUUCGUUCUUUGCAUUUCACUGCAGAAAUUAGACAACUUCUGCGUAGCUUUACUAUCUGUCCCUCGGGAUCAACACCACCCCUAGCCCUUCCUUCUUUUAAAACGUAAACAGUUCCUGAAAGUAAUAACUACUUUGGUUAGUAUGUUUUCGUAAAUAGCAGGGGCUUAUAUUCAGCAGGAAACUCUUUAUUAUUAUAUAUAACCGGUUUGCAUGAUUUUUGCUUAGUGACAAGGAAGUCAAGGAGCAUUUGUCGCUCUAUUUAACGAAGGCUCGAGGACUGAAACCAGAGAUUGGCCAUCUGCUGCAAGUCUGUCAGCUUUUUGUACACUGCCGGGAGGUAAACUUUGAAUUCAUGACAACGACAACAGUUGUAUUUUUUGCAUGCACAAGUAGUUGAAUAGCUUGCCCCGCGUAUAGCUGGAAAGUUAGACGUGGCGGGGCAGGACAAGUACAUGAAUAACAUAUGUCUCUUCCUUAGAGAGGUUUUUCAAUUAAUACGUUUUUCAAAAAGUAUAGUACUCACAGUUUGCUUAUAAUUGCCAACAGUCAUUGCAUUGAGGAAACUAGAACUCGAGGUGAAUGUAUGAAGACCAUGCCAUGCGCUGCGAAACGCUUUCAUGGAUUGAAAGAAGCCUGGCAAAAGCAAAAAAGCAAGCUUACCUUUGUGUUCUUCCUACGUUUAUGAAAGCAUGGAAUAGAACCAACGGAAAUUCAUUCUAGACCGGGCUAAAUCGAGCAUGGCACACAUUGGUGGUAGGAGAGUGGUCUAACCACUGCGCCAUCCGUCUUUAAUUUAACUAGGUGUUAAAGCGUUCCCUGUUUUUUCGUCUGGCCACAGAUCUCUUCAAGUAUAAAAGGAUAAGUUGAUUUUCUGUUCUAGGUUGCUUCUCUUCCUUUCUAUGGAUAUCACAAAUCUCAAACGAGUUUUUAAGUAUGACAAUAGCUUGACAAUACCUUGCAUCUCACAUCUCCAUUACGAUGUUCUUUAGGAUUCUCUGAUCAGUCAGUAUUCUAAAACCUCGAAUAUUCUGCUGGUGAUGAUAAAACUGGCACAACAACUUUGUGAUGACUGUACGCCGUUGUUGAUUUCAAGCGCACUUCGUCCCACUCGAGAAAUUGAUGUUGAUGUGCUGGAAGGCGUGGCAAAAGCGCGUUACACCUUAGCACUGACUGCCGAAUUUAUGUACAAGAGCACAGUAGAAAACACAGAGCCUUGGAAUGAUCGCCUGAUGAGGAUGGAAUUGGAGACGCUCUUUGAAACUGCAAGGAGACUGUGUUACAAGAGUUUAAGCCCAGCUCCCCGACUUUUCCUCCUCAAACAAUUGGCAAGGAGAUUUGGUGUGGAGGCAAUUCAUGUGCUCUGUGGUAGGAAGGAGCUUGAGUGGAUUGUACCACCUGAGACCUGAGAGCAGAAACAAGCAGGUAGAAAGUCUUGGUUUCUGUUUGACUUUAAUUUCGCUAUUUAGGGUCGGUGAGGUAGUUUUCGCCCAUUACACAGCUUGGUCUGUAACCUAGGAACGUUUACUGCAUACUUGUGAUUUGAAACAUCUGAAUAGUUGGCUUCUGAACUAAAAAACGUGGGAAAUCUACCAUAUUGCAACCCACGUGACAAUGCAAUUGUAUCAAAAUGUGUGUAUUAUGAGAAUUGUUGAAACGUGAUCUACAUAGCACACGAUUAGUUCAAAUAAGUAGGCGCCGGUCCAACACUCAGGAUCUUAAUAUGACUGACAGGAUCGGAAUGUGCUGUCUUUGCUGUGACAUCUGCAAGUGGCUUCUCGGAUAAGGACAGCCUUGGUCAGGCAUGUACAGGCAUAUAAAAAUUGUACGAUUCAGUGGGUUUGUUCAGAGAAUCCCCUGCACUAGUCUUGGAAAGAGUACAUGUCGGAAAGUCUCAGAAAAAAAGUCCUGAUUGGGGGAAUAACUUAACACCAGUAACACUAUUUUUACAUUUCAUAAUUGACCAAGGUCCUCCUGAGUACGAUGCUAAAUAUUACUUAGUAAAUUGUUGUUUGUUUGUUUGUUAAUUUCUUUGUCAGUAAUGCCUAUUUUUCAAGAUUUCCAUAUACCAGCUGUGUAAAGUUUUUGGGCCCUUAUCUGGAAAAGAUGAAAUUUACGAGUCCGCGUGAGUUUACUUCACAAGAUAUUUUCUGUUGGUGUUUACUUGUCUGCUGGUUUGAUUGUUUGUUUUCCAGGACGAAGACAAUGUUCCUGAUAGGUUCGUGAUUUAUGGAGAAGAAUACAAGAAGAUCAGAGAAGCCAUGGCUAAGACAGUGCUUGGUGGAACAAACAGAGAGCUGACUGACGCACUGAAGGUAUAAACAAAUCUGAAAUACUUUAGUUUAACAUUAUCAGCUAUUUUUCCUUUUGUACUUUUUAUUUUGCUGUUGAGUGUAGUGUACUUCAGUUGGAAGUUCUGAAUCCAAAACCAAAGUAUUUGGGCUAAUCGCAAUAGGUGACAACCUCACACAAGCUUUAGGGCAAACAAAUUCGGCAUCGUGUUCGUAACCAACGUAAGCAGUUAUUAGUCAAUCGUCGUCUUUGGAUAGCCAUGGAUCGAUUGUAAUUAACGCUUGUCCACCCAAAGACGGUCCCUGAAAUCUUUACGCCGAGAGCUUUUUCCCGAUCUCUCCGUAGUUUAUGAGUAGCGAAUGAGGACGCCCCUGUGCGUGGGUUUUUGUCUGUGACUGAAAAAGCAAAAAAAGCAGUUUCACACUUUUUUGAGACGUACACUAUGUUUCUUGUGACAUAAUUUCAGUCCGUUGCCAUACCAAACGUUGUAAGAGGGGCUAUGCUGCUGUUGUCUUUAUUCCGUGAAGUUACCACAUGCUAUGGCUUCACUGGUAAAGAACGUCGUCUUUCCACUAAGGUACGUGUUCCAGAAAAGGAAAACAAAUGUAACGUGAUAAUGGUAUCGUAUUUUUCGAUGUUAUGCCUAAGUCAUAUUUACGAAAUUUACUUUAAAUUUUAAUUAUUAAAAUAUGGCUGGGGCAUAAUAUCGAUAAAUACGAUACCAUUAUCAUUUCGUGUUAAGUACGUUUCUCUUUCUCUCAGAUACAUUUUUUUGGCCCCGAAAACUGUUUUUAUCCCACUCAUCUGAUUGACUUUAAUUUAGUUUUGUAAAAUCAGUACCAAUUGGAUUUGUGCUGGUAGUAGCUGCAUUGAGAAAACAACUUUCUUGCUCGAACAAGGUUGAGUCAUAUUUAAUUAAUAUUUUGAAUAGCUCCGAGGUUUUAACGAUGACUACUGGCGCUUUUUUGGAUACAAACUAACACCUUUUAGAAAUUAAAGCAUUUUACUUCAUGUUUCUUACACGUCUUUUUCGUCACACCAAAUAAAACGAAUAUUUGUAUCCUCGUAAACGUUUCUUCCUUUUUGGUUAAACAGGCCCACCAGUGUCUUCAGGAAUUCAUACAAGAGGGCACAUAUUUGUCUGGAAAUGUGAGUCAUGGAAUGAGCUAUUGCGGUCUGUAAGCGUAAACGAAAAUCUAAAGUCGGAGAAUUUAACUUCCUAAGAUGAGAUUUAUGCGCAAAUAUUAUUUCUCAGGAAGAGGCUUUCGGUCUCAACGAUACCUUAGGUGAGCUUAUGAAUACGACCCCAUUCCUUGUUUAAUCUCUUCAAAGACCCGUUUAAUAUCCCAAGAUUUGUUUCUACAUACAGUGGCUUUCUUUAAACUUUUCUAUCCUACUGGUUGAAAGUUUCUGGUCUAGUUUUUUUUUUUUACCUUUCUUCCCAACUUUCUUUUGUGGUUAGGCUGUGAGAGUUGUUUUGUUAUUGUUGUUUGCUUCUUUAUCCUUACUUUCUGAUGUAUUGCUUUCUACAGAUCCAACCAUUUGCCGCUCAACUUCUCGAUAAUACACAAGGUGCAGAAGGCAUUCCCAGUGUUCGAGUCAGGCCUGGUCGCUCAGGCUUAGAGCAUAAUUUGUCAGAGCUUGUAAUUCAUACUACGACUGUGCUUCAGUCCAUUAAUCACGUGACCAUUUGCGAACCACUGCGACUACUAAUGGAUAAUCCUGCGGCCUUAAUGGUACAGUUCUGUUUUCUUUUUCUUUUCUUUCUUUCUUUUCUUUUUUUUUGUUUUUGAAGGUCGGUUCCUACCGAUUGUCAAAAUGCAAUAUAAAUUGCAAAUAAAAUGAAUGUAAUAGAUGUACUCCUAGCAGUUUUAAGAUAAAGUUGAAAUAAAAAAACGUAACAAAUGCAGGCCUGGCUAGAUUGCGAAACCCAUGACCAGACACACUGCUUUGUCCAAUGGGCCAUUUUCACGAUGACGACAUUUGACUACAUUUCGUUUUUGCUUUCUUAAAUAUCUGUAAAUCCCGCUUAGGUUUAAAUAUCAAUAGCCCUAAUUUGCACAAGAAAACAACAAACUGAAGGACUCUUUUAAGUUGUAGUAAAAUGACGUCAUAGUGCAAUUGUCCUAUUGAGGUAAUAGGGCACUUAAGAACCGAGAACGGUGAAGCCAGCGAAAACGUCACUUACUCGUUCUUGCAAUCUUCAUCGCCAUCGUUUUGUGUAUUAGAACGCAUACCUACCCACAAUGCCUGAUGACAAUCUGCAAGAAGCAAUGGCGGGAAUGCGAGAGCGUGGAAUCUGGUAUCGUAAGUAUCAAAGUGGUAAAUUAAAGUUGUGCAGGCAGUUAGCAGACGUGAAACCGCAGUUUGAUGACUGGCAUUUUUAAGACAAAAUAGCUUGAACAGACUAGCAAAAAUGAGUAAGAUCACAAUGAAUCCGAUAACAAGCUAUUUCUUGUGCAGAGAAACCCACCGAAAGCAACAUACCACCUCAACACGUUUUGACUUGAACCGGCCGCCAUAUUGAAUGUUCGAACAGCAUCAGUGCUGUUUUAACAUCAUCAAUAAGGUCCAUAUUUGCUCUUUGGCAUUAAUGAACAUGAAAGACUUGCUCCACAAAAAAUUUACUUGUUUACGUGAUAACAUGGAAAUAUACGGCUCAAUUACUUGCGUGGAACCUUCCUCCCUUCCUCUCUACCUGUUAUUCAAAACCGCAAACGUCACUGAAACGUGACGUUGCCAUCUGUAGUUUGGUGAGUUGUCAGCUAUUAUUGCGCUUAUUGCGCAUGUCGGUGUUGUUGGUAUCCAAAGGUCGCUCCUUUUAAAUGUAUGUUAAGCAAAAGUAGGGGUGUUCUGUUUCUGUCAGUUCAAAAAUUCGAGGCGUUACCGACUGAUAUUAGAUUUGAUAGAAUACGAACUGCAAGUUUAUUGAACGGCUUCAAAACCUUGAGUUUGAGCCCAGAAUAAUGGAGCGGAAGGCGCAGUCUUUUGUAUUUUCGUCAAUGAUUUAUAAAGAGGUUUAGUUGGAGACUCGUGAUCAGGGAUGUUUGUAGACAAAACGGCAAUGAUGGUUGCAGACAAUCCUCUGUUUGGUGAAAUAAACUUGGUUUCCCGUGUUAUUUUGUUGCAGAGUGCCCCAAAGGACAUCCCUAUUACAUUGGAGACGUAAGUGACCCUUUUUACUGCCAUUUGAAAAGUUACAAGUUUAAAACAAGACUGGUACCGUGGUCACCAACUCUACAUAUCUGUUUUCAUGGUUUAUUUUUACAUAAAUGUCAAAUCACAAGUUUCUCUUUCUCCUAACAAUGUUCUGCCAAGUUUCCUGGGUCUUAGCGGUCGCUCUAGAGACCGGAUUCCAUACCAGGCAACUGAGUAUUUCUCAUGCUCCUUACAUAUGUUAUUGUUUUAUUUUCAUUGUUAUCCUGUUUCCUUACCUUGCAGUGUGGCCGCCCUGUGGAAGUGAAGGUUUGUCCUGAGUGUAAAGUGAAUAUCGGUGGUUCCGGAUACCAUCUCUCUCGAGGAAAUACCACAGCUCAGAGGUAUGUAUCGUUAUUGUUGUCGUUUCCGCGCCGACCUUGUGUAAAUGAACAGAAAAUGACAGGAACUAAAAAGAGCCUAACGACGUGCGUAAAUCCUUAAGCGAAGCCUUUGUGUUCAAGUUAAUCGUGGCAUUCCGAAAUGGCCCGGCUAUCUUACUUGGUAAAAGGUUGCAGUUUCACGCGGCUGCAUGGGGCUUAACACUAUUUUCAGCAUAAGCAAGUUCCCUCUAGGUGGACUAAAUGCUAGCUCAUCUCUGGGUGAUUUCCAGCAUUGUCAGCUCGCUACUAACUACUCGCUGCCAUAGAUCUCUCUUAGAGAGAGGGAUCUAUACAGUGGAUAAUGCAAUUAGUAUCCCUAACACUUUUCAACCAGUUCAACAGGAGGACAACUUUUUCCUUUGGAACAACUGGAGCCUAGGUUAAUAUGGUUUGUAAUUGCAAUUGUACAUUAUGAUAUUAUAUUAUCCACUUCCCUCAGCGCUUGUCAUGGAAAAUUUGCAAAACUGGGCGGGGGACUUUAGCCCGACUGCUUAAUGCGCAAUUAUAAUUAAUUAAGUAAUGAUUUAUGAAUGCCCUGAUUAGAAAGUGAGUUUGAGAUAGACCACCACACCGGGGACCACUUCCCCUACUCUUAACGAACAGUGUGUGGGUACUUUAACGUCCCACAAAAUUUUAUGUGAACUAGGACUGUCAGACGGGGCCUCAGGUUUAUCGUCCUUAGCCGAAAAGAUUACAAAGUCCAACCGUUGGACAAAGGUAGCACUCUCUCCUCAGUUAUUUUGAAAACCCUGUGUGUUGGUCCGGCCGGGGUUUGAACCCGCGACCUUCCGCUCGGCAGAUGGGCGCUAAUCCAACAAGCUAACUGGUUGCCGGCUUACUGCUAAGGGUAGAAUCCUGACCUUCAGAGAUAAAGUGCGAGGUUCAAAAGUGGGUAAACCAGAAACAUCGGAAAUUAGUGUACUCAAAUCGACUCAUCACAUUGAUCGUGAAAGGUCUUUUUACAAGUAUAUUAUUCUUGUUCUGUAGGGCUGACCGCACAAUGACUGGUCACGUUCUUGGUCAUCCCAGUAAAAGGGCCAAAGGUUUGGUUCCUGAACGAAACCUUUCGUCCGUAGUUGUGGGAGUCACAAGGGUUCUUAUGCAUUGUGCUAUGAUAGAAGGAGCCAUCCGCCAACCACAGGUGAUUAAAAGUCGCUUUUUAUGUCUUGAGUGUAGGGGCAGUGUUGAAAAAGGCUAACACAAGCUUCUAUUUUAGAGAAGCAGCUAGAAAGCUCUCAAGGAAUGCGCUGAAACUUUAGAGGCCAAGCAGGCUAUUUCCUUAGUUGCUUUGAAAUCCUUUCCUAGACUACAUGUAAUCCGUUUAGCUCGUCACUUCUGACAAAUAAAUAAAGCAAUUGUCGCAUUUCGUUAUUCAGUAUCUGGAUUAAUAUAUUUUCCAAGCGUUGUUGAUUUAUACAAUAUUACUAGAAUUACCCAGUUAAGCCAUGCGCCUUUAAACUAUGUAUUGCCACCGAAAUUGAAAUCAAAUGAAAUCAAAUGUGAAUGCCAGUCAUCUAGAAGGGAGUAUAACAUUGACUGCUGUAAUAUUUAUGAUAGCAUGAAUGGAUAACUUGUUUCUCACUAUCCCUGUUUUGUGUCCCUGUUUAGGGUUUGGGUGCCCUCAUCCAACCCACAGUUCCCCCCGCGGCCUUGGCGCAGUUUUUAUGGGAUCACCUCCAUAUGGACCUACAGCUUCUCGCCAAAAGCCUUGGACGAAGUGUGGAUGAUACAGUUCUUUGCGUUCACAUGGUUCUUGUGCAAAUGACCGCGCUUAUUUCUAACCGUAAGUUGGAAAGCAUAGUCAAACGCAGACCAAAACUGACAACCAUACCAUGGCUAAGGGAUCAGAGGGUUUUUUUGUUACGGUUACCUAACGUUACUUGUGUUCAUUAAGUUAAACUGGAAAUUCAAAAUGGUAAAUGUGAUAAAUGACUGCGUUGCGUACAGGUAUUCGCACUUACGCGGUUCUAUUCGGAAUUAGCUUUCGCAGCUACCACGCAUCACUUGAAUAGCUGUUAAGUCGAGACUUAUUUUGUUCUCGCUUUUCAAGGACCUAAAAUGCCCACGUUAUUUGUGUUGAAAGGGCACAGAAACAUAUAAAUAAUAUGGGCAACUGAAACGAUUAAAUACUUAACUGACUAAACCUUUUUAAAAUACCUAACGAGAUCCGUUUAAUUUAGAGUAGUUCUUGCGAGCUUUUUCAAAACACCAGUGUUUGAAACAUGGAGUGGGCAUCAGUAAAUCCAUAGCAUUCUUGGGAGAGAGCAGAGGAUGACGAAAAAAUCCAGCGACAUUUGAAAAGAGCGUGGCAAAGAGAAGAAAUAACCACUUCUUAUUUUAAUCAACUUGAGUUAUUAGAAAAUAAACUUUGCAGCUUCCUACAGGUUAAGUGUCUAUGUGUCAUGCAAGAAAAGCAUUCGCUUCACACGAAGACAUCUUUUACCCGUUUUCAGAUCUCUUUCAUCUAUUUUAGGACAAGCAGACGUGAAUGUCGCCCCUGAUAUGAGGUCGAAAGAUGCUCGAAGAGAAUGGGAAACAGCGUUCAGCAACAGUGUGGUGGCUCCAGUGCUUACGGUAUGCCGACUUUACUUUAUUGUAAUAUUAUAAUUAAUAAUAAUAUCAUUUUAGCCGAUGCUUUUGGAAUUUUCUAAUUUGAUUCUCACUUCUUAAGAACCUCGAGGGAAAGAUCCAAAAUUGCUUGGGAAUGAUGGUUGGAGACAAUCGACUAGGUACGUUUUUACGUGUUAUUUCCUCGUGUACAUUAAUUAAUUAACUAUUUGUUUAUUUAUCUAUAUUUUUGCUUUUAGUUUAUAAUUUUAGAGAACCAACUAGCCAUCCAAUGCGAUGAAGCUGAAGUAGAUAUUAAAGUACACGAAGAAGUGCUCGGAAAAAAUCCAAGCCCCUGGCAGGAAUUGAUCUCACUACCUUCCUGUCACCGUUUGUAGUCUCUACCCACUGAGCUAUGGGUGACUCAUAUAGUGAGCAGGACGUUGGCUAGUCCCAGUACAGCGUUUCCCAGGCUCUCUCUGUCAUUUCAAUUCGGUGACCUCGCUUGGACCACGUGACCCGAAAUGCAUUGGCCGCGAGAAAUAAUGAGGCCUAGGGAGGAGGCAAAGAAGAACGUACACUUGGGGUAGUCACAGGACUUCGCAUCUCAAGAAGACAUAGGGCACUAAUCAAAGCAAAGCUAAAUACCUGCAUGUCGCAAGCACCUAAAAUAAGAGUUGUGUACACUGAAUAGAUUUAGUGAGUCACUAAAUCUAUAACUGACACAACUCUUAUUUCAUUUGCUUGCAAGAUACAAAAAAUUUAAUUAGUGAACGUUUUGUCUUUGAUUAGUGUCACAACUGCAAGGAUCGUUCUUCAUUUGAUUUCAUUUCCGUAGUUCUUAUAUGAUUUAUUUGAUAUACAUCUGUCACAUUAGUGUCCACUGUUCUCGUUACAUGCGAAGUCCUGUGACUACCCCAAGCGUACGUCCUGCUACUAUAUGAGUCAGUUAUAGCUCAGUAGGUAGAGCUUGCAACCGGUAACUGGAAUAUCGUGGGUACGAUAAAUUUAACCGGGUCUUCGUGUACUUUAAUAUCUAUUUCAGUCGUUUUUAGUUAAUUUACAUUUUCAUAAACUGUUUGAUUUAAAUCCGUUUUGGCCAUAUAAAAAACAUGAUGUGAUUCCGCGUCGUGUAGUUUUGAAAAGUAGAGCACCCCAUUAAGUUAAAUUUAUUGUUCCGAUUCUUUCAGGCAACAACCCCCUGAUGCGCCAGCUGUUUGAGGUGGACACCCCAUCUGAUGAUCUGUCUGUGAGUAUCACUCCCACAUGUCCCGCCCUGUGGAGAUAUCGAACUCAGGUGACUCUCGAUCACUUGUCACACACCUUUCAACAAGAGGUGGCCUCUACCGAUCCCGAAAGGAACAAAGUGUUAGCGGAGUUUUUACGACAGGUGAGUGUAAGUUAGUCUGCAUUUAAGGAGCUUUGUUACUAGGAUAUUGCUGUCUUAGGUCAAUGCUGUGCAAGUCUUUAUUUACUGACUUUUCCCAUACACAAAGUGCUCUUGUAGAGUUAUGAAGAAGAUAUUAAAUAAGUGUCAUCAGGGAGCACUAUUAAACCGUAAUAAUUUCUGGGUGAUUUUUUGCAGGCGUAGCAUUCAAAAUUGAAAAAGUUGGCCAAACUUUUUUAAUGAGUUUCACCAUCCUUGCCAUCCGUUACAAAGGACAACACGAAACAGUUCCAUUGCCUAAAUCUUAAAUCUACUCUUAAAUAACAAAACGGGACCAUUAUUUUUGGAAUUCAGUUGAUGCUAAGACAAGUUUAAGCUUUUUAAAAAGAUAGCAAAUAGCAUGACAUAGCCUCAUUAACUUGAUUGGUUUGGUAACCGACACCAGAAUAUUUUGCCAUCAAAAUCAACGACUGCAAAGGAAUGUUACUAUUAAAGACAAAGUAAUAAGUAAAUAAUAGUGUGGCACCUUGCAGCAAUAAAAAUAUUCUGUGAACAGUACCCAGGGGGACCUAGCUUUCUCUUUGUCUUUUAUCCCACUAUAGAACCUAUUCACAGGCUGCAAUGAAAACACUGCUCAGCUGUCUAGGCCCCUUUGAACAAUUUAAGCCCAUUUCGAUAAAUUAUGUAACUUUGUACUCGGGGAUAAUGCCGGAUACCUAUUGAUGUAAUACAAGCCGUAGACAAUAGGGAUCAUCUCUUUUCUCCUUUUUUUAGGAACACAAUCUCCGUGCCCUCCGCUUUUUGCCAGAUAUCAUUAAGCUACAGCGUCUUCUCAUGGAAAAAUUCCACCGCAGAAUCGACAGGGCAGAAGCAGAGCAUAUCACAAUCCGAAAUUUCCUAAAGAAGAUUCCUUCUAGUAAGUUAAUUGUAAGAAUAUGAGAUUACCUAAAUUGUCCAUGCAGAAAACAAGAGGGCCAUUUAUACGAGAAAAAAAAAAGACCCAUCUGUCAUUAGACGCGUCCUAAAUAAGACGCAAACUAUCUCGUAUAAAGGGCGCAUUAAGACUCGACUUAGCAAAGACAUGUCUUAUCGAAGAACAGGUGUUAGGGGCUGUUCUUAGAUAAGACGCGUCUUAGCUAAAUUUCAAACGAAAUGUGCCGUUUAUACGGGAUAGUUUGAGUCUUAUUAAGGACGCGUCCUAUGUAAGACGCGUCUUUUUUUUCCUCGUUUAAACGGUCCUAAUAUCUCGUACCUUUGUUCAGCUUCCAAAGCAUAACAGCGUAGAAUAUUUUGUUGAUUCUCUUGUAUUUGUAUGAACAAAACGAGUUUGGUCUUUCUGAUUCAAUUUGAAUUGAGGAAGUUAAAAAUAAAAGCUUUGUUAUGGUUUCCCUCUACUGAAAAAGCGUAGGUUGUAUCACGUGAUAUCUGCGCUCCUUUCUGUUACAAUGUGACCAAAUAUAACCAGUAAAAUCGCGCCAGAAUUAAUUGUUUGGUUUAAUUCGUAAUAUUCUCCACAGAAACAUCUAAAGAUGAACUCACUUCCCUGAUAAUGAGUUUUAACAAUGCGUGGAAUCACGUCAGACUGAGUCUUGACCAGCAAGGUAUGUCUCUUAGAGCUGUCAGUCUGCCUUACUUUGAAGUAACUUACAAUUUUGUGAAUUGCAGGAAUGAGUUAGAUUUGCUAUCUAACCCUUUAAUAUCCCUCGUAAGAAGCUAGCGUCAAUGUUUUUUUGCAAAAACAAACUUGAUCGUUGUAAACAACGGGAAGGUGAUGAUUAUAUCUUUGCGCUAUGAAGAUUAAGUUUAUUUUACCCAUCCUUUACAGGGGACAACUGUCAAUUUAAAUUAUAGUGCACAGUUUCGACUCUUGAACUUUUAGACGAAGAAACUUAGAACCUAUGGGCGGAAACUCUGUAUCCUGCAACGUAGAUACCACUCUAUAGGGAGAUUCCCUACCAAAAAAACCGUGUCGGAAGGUAAUUUCAGAUGGGCGGGCUUCACUGUUACGUGUAGACCCUGUAGGGCGGCCUCCCCGCCUGUUAAUGGGUGUCCCUGUGACACUACUCCUGUAAGGCAAAAAUGAACAACAUCUUAAGUCCGGGGUUACUCCCCUAUACAAGCCAUAUAGGUAUGUGCCGCCGCAAAAGGGAAGGAUUUUAAAUCCGUAUUGGUCUGAAAACGGGUAUAGACUUUGCUCAGUUUGGUCUGGAAUCGGGUGUGGUUUUCGAGGGAACUACGGGAGUGUGUGAACGUAUUUAUUGUUUCAAUUCCAAUGAGUAAGAAAGAAAGAGAAAAUGGAUUUUAAGAAAUCUUUUUUGUUGCUGUUCUAAUCUAAGUAAUGAUGACAUAAUUUCUUAAAGGCCAAGUCUGAGAAUGGGUAUGGAUUUUAGAGGCAAGGUCUGAAAAAUGACAUUUUGUAGUUUGAAAUAGGGUCAGGAUUUGGAGAACCGGGUGGCACACCCCCACCAAGAAUUCCCAGGAGUGUCCCCCGGGGAUCUAACGCGAACCAAUCCUUUUAUUGAAACAGGGCGCCUUCGUCCUCCAAGUGAUUUAUGCAAGAUGUCCAUGGAUAACUCGCGUCCUCUUGCAGUACUAUUGCCCAGUACUUCUGGGUUGGGCAUCUGCUCCACGGCUCUGGUAUUUUUUCUCACGAUGUUGCAUAACGAGUUUAACGAACGGUACCAGAAUUUGACCGGCGGAGAAGUCAAGUAAGUAGGGAAUUUAAGAUAGUUCACUACUGUAGGCUGGGACAGUUGGAUGCGUAUACGGGCGGCCUGGGGCCAUGACGGGAAAAAGACGCGAAAAUUUUCAAUUUAAGAUUCGGACAACAAAACAGAGGACGGUGAAGUCAUGUGCGAAACUCGCUUGUCAUUUCUUUCGCAGAAAGCUCAAUUACUGAAGAAGAGUUUCUUAUUUUAUACGAAGAAUACCAAUCAGAAGAAUAAGGGUACACAUUAAUUAAAGCUAGCGGCUUGUUUUCAAAGCUGCUCGAAGUUAUUAUUUGAACUUUCCUUUCACGGCUAUCCAAAGACAAAGUAGCCGAAUUUGUAACUAAAACAACAGAAGAAAUGCAAUAAUACGCAAAAAAGAAAAUAGUUGUUCCAUAGAUGUCGAAUAUCUACUAGUACAAUAAAAAACAAAGUUUACAUCCUGGAAUCGUGCCGAGAAACGGGGUAAUGUUUAAAUGUUUUUACGGUUAGUACGGAUACUAACACCACUUGCCCUUUUUGAUCUUUAGGGAUCUGCCUCACAUACAGCUACAAGACGUAACCACAUCACAACUGAUUGCUUAUGAUACUGAGAGAGAUCUACUUCCGCUCAUCCUGGCUCAAUGCAACUACUCUCUGGAGGUGGGUCGGGGAACGUUGGUACAGUACAACUGGGAUGCACUGGAAAGACAGCUGAUCGACAGGUUCAUCAGGAGAAAACCUCUUGUUGAUUUCAAGGUAAACGGUAGAAUUUCCAUGUGGGAUUUUGAUUGAAAGAUUGGGGAGACCAAUCCAUUGCCGGACUAUUAUUGUGUUUAUAUAGAGAAAUCUCUCCGUGUUAAUUUUUCCUAUAACCAUUGACGUAAACACCUUUGAGUGUUUACGUUUCCUAUAAACCCUUAAAUUUAAUCAUUUUCGAUCAGGUUGGUAAACCACAUUUUGUAAAGAACAACAGUGGAAUGCAUUGCUGCAUUGUAAAAAACUGCAGCAGGGGCAUUCGUUACCGCUGCCGUCAAACAACUCUAUAAAAGCCUAUUCAACCAUUUUAGUCACUCAAGCUAAGAAAGUUGAAUUAUACAGUAGUUAAGAUAGAUUGCGUAUGUCACCUGAAGAAGAACAACUUUUGUGACGUUUUUCGUAGGAUUCUCAUUUCUCAAACUGUCAACAAGAGGUUAGCGAGUCAGAGGAAAAGAAAAGAAAGGAAAAAUUGACAGUGACAGCACCACGGUCACGGUGAAUGUUCAUGACAGCAAUUGAAGACUUUCGCUCAGUAAACAUAGCUGCUCGUCAGUAAAUCUAUGUACCAAGAGAAAAAAGAGGUUGGACUUUCGGAGCCGUGAUACCCCCCCGGGCUCUAGUUUUCAAAAUAGUCAGAGGAGACUAUUUUGAGACCUCAAGUGUGCAAGUGUGGAACGCUGGCAUAUCGGUCAAAGUGUUUCGUCAGAUUUCUCUCUUUAUUCAUUAUUUCUAUUUAUUUAGUAAGUUAAUGAUUAGGCUCGAUUACCAGCCCCCUGUUUGGGAAAAUGAGCCCGCACUCAUCCCCCCGAAGGAGGGAGGAUCAAAGACCGCACCCGGGAGACGGCGGAAAUCGAGCCUAGUUAAUGAUUCACACAUAUAUUUAUUUUCACACAAAUAGGUUGUAUAUUUAUUUAGCAAGUUAAUGAUUAGGCUCGAUUACCACCCGCUGUUCGGGAAAAUGAGCCCCGCACUCAUCCCCCCGAAGGAGGGAGGAUCAAAAACCGGACCCGGGAGACGGCGGAAAUCGAGCCUAGUUAAUGAUUCACAUAUAUAUUUAUUUUCACACAAAUAGGUUGUCAUGGUGGCGUACUUACUCUCAUUUACUCUUUAAGAAAGAGUGUAGUGUUAAGCGUUUAUUGUCGAUUUCUUAUAUUUGAUUUUAAAAGCCCAAUUUGUUCAAUUAUUUUGUAGGAUGAGAGGUUUGCAUUCAGUAAAGAUAUCCAACUGGACUCUGUUUUUGCUGCCGUAAAGGGUAAAGUUCGUCAGGUAACAUCAUUCUUACUAGUAUACUAGAGCUAGCCUGCAGACUAGCCUCUAGGGAUAUAACGAUGUUAAAAGUAGUUGUACGAGAAAUGAUUACCCCGCGUGGCAUAUGCCUUGAUUGUAAAGUAGUUUCAACAGAGAGUAAAUGAGAGAAUGGAUGGAUGGAUGGGCGAUGAAUGAACGAACGAACGAAUGAAUGGGCGCUUUACGACGUUAUGAAAAUCACAUUAGACAUAUACAUAUCAAGGUGCCUUAGGCAGCUACGAUCUUAUGUCCCACACCCCACCUAUAAAUGAUAUCACUGGGUACGCCGUUCUGUGGUAUAAUCCUAGUCACGUGAGUAAUCAGAGUUUUGCAGUAAUGGAAGCGCCUGAAGGAGGUACCUUCACCGCCGAAUAUAUUAGGACCUGAAUGUAGUCAAUACAAUGCGUGGUGUUAAUUAUCGUAAUAUCGAUGACCAGAGGAAGUCUAAAGAACUGUGCGGUUCAAUUAAACUACGAAUAUAUUUUUGUCUUUUCACAGGUUCCUCUGAGUUCAGCAGUAAGCCGUCAAGUCAUAAGCGAGUUUCGCUCCCUGACUGACAUCUGUGACGCGCUGUCAUCUUUGGACAUUGCCAUUGGUUUUCUAUCUUCCACUGGGGGAGCCCCUGAAAGGCUCCUCAGUAACUAUCUAGGAGGGGUGCUACGCAUGCAACAAAAUACUCUACGGAGUUUGAAGGUAUAAAUUGUAGCUACAACUAAAGUUAAGUUUGUACGGUAAAGAAUUGAAUUUUACAUCUUUUAGCAUCAUUUUGAUAGGAUCAAUGAGACUUUGUACUUUUUAUUGUCUAUUUUACGUACGUACUGUUUUUCUUGUUUAGCAUAGUUUUAAUUUAGUAACAGUUCUCGUCUGAAAACCACCCAUGGGUGAUGGCGUGUUCCUGUAUAAAGAUUUUAAUCAUUAUUAUUAUUAUUGAUGCAGCAACCUUCGCGUUUGUGUGCCCGAUUUUCCUCUUCCCUUUCCCUUUUGAAUGUAUGUCACUCCGGGUAUCCUGUCAUUAGUAUUCUACGCACAGCUCGGCUACCGAAAGAUUCUUCGUGGGUCGAAUCUAAGUUUCUUUUUUUGCCAUUUUCCUUUCCAGGCGCAGCAGUACUGUCAGUUACGUCACGUGAUCUCUCUCUGGCGACUUCUCACCCUUGAGAGAGCCAAAAUUCUUAUAAGGCGAGGCGAGGUAAGGAAUAUGAAUAUUUCCACCUGUAACUUGCAUGACAUUAGCAAGGACUUCGUAACAACAUUCAGCUGAGCUGAGGAAUUAAACUUCCAAGUUAUCAUUGAACAGAAACAGUGUCGCCUCCGUUCUACCCCCCAAAAAACAAAAAACAAAAACCAAGGAGACUGGAAGGCGACUUUUGAAUUGAGUCGUAAAAUAAACGAGAAAGUAGUUACUCCGUGUAAUCGGAACAAACGCAAACAGCCUAUAAAAGCAAUUAGACUUCCAAGACGCAAAGUAGCUAGGAACAAGCUCUGUAUUGGGGGAGUCGUGCGCGAGUGGUUCGCGAAAGAAGGCGCGAGGGCACGGGGCUUUGCCGCUCACCUGCGCAAUUUCUUGCGACUCGCCUCGCUCGUUACUCGACAUAGAGAGCUUACUUCCACUUGCCUAGCAUGCCACGAUUGGUUUAAGUUUUGCUUUUGAUUGGUCGAGUGGGGCACGGAAUUUUGUCGGUUGUUUAUCUAAGUACUGUAAGAGAGAUGCAAAUAGCAAUGCCUAAGACUUAACUUUUUGUUAUUGCCUUUGCAGGAUCCGUUUGAGCAGAUUUCGGACACCUACAAGCAGGUCAUGUCCCGAGGCCAGAUGAUCAAGUUUAGCAAUGGAAUGAGGAGGAUUGACUUGGAUUGCUUUGUUUGUGAGGUCCUGGAGCUUAUUUUGCUGAACUUAAGAGGUGAUGCAGUCCCCGGAGAAGAAGAAAUGAG